Messenger RNA from Pelobates cultripes (western spadefoot toad), 51163 nucleotides. The record is from the annotation of a GenBank genome assembly. Lineage: Eukaryota; Metazoa; Chordata; Amphibia; Anura; Pelobatidae.
AUGGUCUUGUCUAAACCCUCCCACUCCUCACCCCCCCCUGCGGAGUGCUGCACUUGGACGGGUCCGGGGCCGACAUGGCGGAGCGGCGGGACACAGAACCCGGGUUGGCAGGGGGGUAAGAAACCGGGGAAAGAGGGCGGGGCAUACCGGGUGGCUGCACGGAGAGGGGGGAGGAGGGGGGUGUGUGAGCGGAGCGCCUUAUAGAGCUCCUGCCCCCCCACUAACAAUGAGCCAUCGGUGUGUGAGUACAAUACAGCGCUCUAUAGCCCUCACACAGCCAGCCAGGCUAGAUAAAGCCUCUGCACCGAGCUGGCAGCGAGCAGCGCCUUCCUCACACGUGUGGGAAUACAGGUAGCACCCCCCCAAUACACAGAGAGAGAGAGAGAGAGAGCGGGGGGGGGGGCUCUCUCUGUAAUGCAGUGUGUUCAUCAGAUGUGCCCCUGUGUGUCUGGACACAGUGCAUUGUGGGUCCUGUGCAGAUAGCUUUAUUAUGGGUGGUGUAAUGUACACAUUGUUAUUAUUAUUAUUAUUAUUUCAAAGAAAUGUGCUGCCCAUUUAUCUCUUGAAACUUCCUUGUUUUUGUAUUUUUGCGCAAGAAAAAAGGAGAAAAAAAAAGUUUUGCAUACACAUCCCACUAUCCGUGAUAGAGUGCAUGUAUUGUGGUUUCUGCAAAUCUUUUGUCUUUGUAGCCACAUAUUAUCCACCUUGUGUUUUUUUUUUCUUUUUUUUUUUUUUUUCUUUCUUUCCACCCCUUUUGUAAACCUUUGUUGAUCCCAGUACCCAUAAUAUGCUCAGUGGCCAACCUUGAUCAUUUAUGGAGACUGCACAGUAGUGUGCAGCACUGCCUGAUGAUCCUUUUGUACAUCUCCCUAAUUAAAGAGACCGUAUAGUCACAUCUUGGUUCAAUGGUUGCUCUUCAAAUGUGAAUUAUAUGUUUAUUUUCCUCUAUGCAAACUAACAGUGCUCUAAAUUUUAAAAAAUAAUGCUGUUUAAAAAAAAUAUAUUCAUAUUCUAAACCGAGCCAUGUCUGCCAAGGAAAUUUUGUACAAUGUUUUGCUUUUAGAGGGGAAUUUCUUACCAAUAUCUUAGUUCAGAAUGCUAUAUACCAAAACAGUUGCUUAGUGUUAUUCCAAGUACUAUGACUUCAAGUGGUCAUGGUGGCUAGAGUCUGUGCAGUGUUUCACUAUGAAAUUCUGCACAUACAGAAUUUAACCCUUUUUGUUGUUGUAAGUGUAACUCCACCAAUGGCAGCAUCAGCGAGCCCAGAAUAAGAACUGACUUAGAAAAUGUUUUCAAUUCUCCUAUUUUAAACUUAAAUGGAAACUGUCACCACUUACCAGGCCCUCCACUCCUCCGCCACAAUCUCCUUGCUGAGGUAAGUGUAACACAUAGCUUUAAGGAGCCAUCUUGCACAUUUCCCAUCAUAUCUCAUAUAAGACAUUUUUUGUUCUAUUACUAGCAAAGUGAUAUGUCUGCAAAUUAUUGCGUCAAAAGCAAUACAGCCCUAUGUAGUUUUUUUGGGAGUCCACUAGCUCUGUACAAUGGUUAUGUGCAAAACUGUUUUAACCCCUUAAGGACACAUGACAUGUGUGACAUGUCAUGAUUCCCUUUUAUUCCAGAAGUUUGGUCCUUAAGGGGUUAAAUGGUUUAAAACCGUUUGAGGGUUCGAUGGCAAUCAUUUAUUUUGAAAGUGUCAACUGACAGACUCGACAUAAAAAUACAAUCUAAACACGUGGAAUUUAUAUUGCUAGUUCCGAAGAGAAGCUUUUGCUUUAGGAGCCCAAAAGUUCUCAGUCAAACCGUUCUCGGAACAGUUUGGCAAUAGUGAUGAAGCCAGUUAACUGAUGACAUUGCAACUAGUACAGCAAGUUGUAGUAGUUAUGUUGCUUAGUUACCCUUAAAUGUUGGAUUGGGAUGUAGCUUUGGGGUCCCCAUUGUUCAGAACAAGAAUCUAAUUUGUCAGGUCCUAGGCAACUGUCCACAACAAAUGGUUACUUCCUGCAGUGUGAAGAUCUAUUUGUUACUUGGAAGAGUAUAGUGCAUGGAAGGGCAAGCUUUGGCACUCCAGAUGUUGUGGACUACAUCUACCUUGAUGGUUUGCCAGCAUUAUGGCUGUAAGAGCAUUGUGGGAGAUGUAGUCUAUGAUGUCUGAAGAGUAGUGAUGUCCCAAACUGUUCACCGCAGAUGGCGAACAUAUGCGCCCUCCCACCUCCUGGACAGCAUCCAUUUUACAUUCAUUGUGAAGCUGCAUUCUUAGUGACUGUCCAGGAGCUGGGAGGGUCUGCUGCUGAUUGGCUGGAAUGUGUCUGCUGACUGUGAGGUACAGGGUCAAAGUUUACUCAAUGAUGACGAAUAGGGGGCGGACCGAACAGCGCAUAUGUUCGCCAUCCACGGUGAACCGUUCGGGACAUCACUACUGAAGAGCUGAUGGUGGCCAACUCCUGGUAUAGUGAAUGGGUUUGUACAGUUCAUGUAGAAUGAGUUGCUGGGGUAAUUUUAUAAUUGAAGAUUGGAUCAUCAAGCUAAUGCAGUGUUUAUCUGGGUAUCUAUCAAGAAAGUUCCUUCUUAAAGUGGCUCUGUCACUGCUUGGAGUCUUUGCAUAAUUUGCAAAGAACGCCAAAGUAGUCUGCUCUGCUGAAUGUAUGGUGGCCGCAGGCUGCAGGUGAAGGUGAGUUUUAUUACUUGAACCAGUCCCUUGUGGCAGCCGGCAUUGUAUUCCUGCCAGUCCUCUUCAGCUCCUAGGAGCCCCGUUACAGGUUCUUGCUGGAUCUGCUAUACAGGUGGUCCUUGUUUUGCGACCUACCUGCUUUUCGACUGCUCGUACUUACGACCAGACCUCUCGCGGGGAGGGGAGGUAAGUUCGAGCUGUUGUGAGAACUAGAGGGAUUCCAUACUCUGUUGCGUUCGUCUAUGUUCAGGGACAUUUGCCCGAACAUAGAAGAAUGCAGCAGAGCAGGGAAUGCCUUCACCCCCUUUACUUACCGAGCAAUUCGUUCUACGACCGGGUCGUAGGAAUGGAAUCCGGUCGGUAAGUGAGGAGUGUCUGUAUAGACGGCCUUUUUCCCUAAAGGUAGCUCUGCCUUUUUGAGACAUUUUGUCUAGCAUUGGGAAAAUGCUAAGACAAGCUUGUCCCUACUCGGUCUUUGUAUACCUUUUGACUAUGUUGGAAUUUCAGUGCAAUUGUAUCUUUACCUCUAGCAUAAAUUGUGUUCAGCUUGAUACUUAUUGAGCACAUUGACAUAUGACAUUGGAGAACUUUGUAGGCACUUUGUGUUUUCCCAAACUUCUUUGGGACUGAAAUAAUUCAUUGACUAUUUCACACAUCAGUUUUUUUUUUGUUUUUUUUUUGUAUUUUUAAAUAUAGGAAUUUUUAUCCUUAAUGUACUUUAUUAUUAAUCAUUUGAUCUUGAAUCUUGGCAGAAAUAACAUGUAAAUGCUGUACCACAAGACUAUUUUAAUUAUGCAUCAUUCCUUUUUUUAUAUUUUGUUUUUGGAUUAUUAGAAUUAGAAAAGGGUUACAUAACCUUUUGGUAACAAAUCUUACUUUUGCUCUUUUUUUGCUUGUGCAUCUCCUGUUUUGCUACUGUCUGAUAUUUUGUUGCAAAGCGUUUUUAGUUUUAUAGUUGGGUACUCUGUUGGAUCUGUCUGAAUAGUUAUGAGUAUACGUUAUAGCAGUUUAUUGUUGCAUUGCUAUUUUAUUUAUUUUAUUUUUGUUUACUUACUGUUCUGUUAAAUUAUAAAAUUAUGAUUUCAGUCUUUUAGAAAAUGUUAUUUUAAAGGGGUGCUCCACUGUGUAAUUGUUUAAAUGACACAAUUGAUAUAUUUACACCACUGUUACCAGUGGGGAGAGGGGGGGGGGUUGCGCUUGGUCUUUUGCAAAGAGUCUUUCCAUUUUUCUGACAGAAAAGUGGUUGGAAUUUUUCCCACCACUGCAAUUUUGUCAGCUUCUGAAAUGGAAAUAUCUGUGGAAAUUGACGGAAUAUACUAUAAACAAUACUGUCAUUUUUUAGAUAAAUUUUAAUAGAUGCCAUUUAAAAAUGACCGUUUCAGAACAAAUUGGUGAAUAUCUCUUUUAUAUUUAUAGAUUGCAUAGAAUAGGAAUGACCAAACAGUAAGUCCUCAACCACUAAAACAAACUACAAUUUCCUUGUUGCUUUGUUGACCUAUAUAGCCAUAAUUACGACUUAAUAAAAUGUAUGGAAUGUAAGAAUUGUUUUGCUCUGAAAUGUUCCUGUAAGUUAGGAAGGGGUUAAUAGUCUAAAUAUAGGAAUUGUUUUUAAUUUUGUUUUAUAUUCACCUAAAUCAUAAAAGUAUAUCUCUUUAAGAAAUUUUAUUUAAGUGGACUAUAUAUGACUGCACCCAUGGACAUAUAAGCCAGGAUUUGCAUUCAAAAUAAUUUUUUACUUGUGUGUGCAUAGAUCAUACAAGAGAGUCGUAAUUGUUUUUUUUGUUAAACACCUAACCUAGUCAAACAUUAUGGGUGUUUAGUUACAGUAUAUGAUCAUACAUUGCAUAAGCCUGCCACAAAACUGUGUGUGUGUGUGUGUGUAUGUAUAUAUAAUAUUUGCAGCAAGAUUUUUACAUGUAAUCUAUUUCCAGUAAUAAAAAGUGAUGACACUGUUCCUUUUUAGUUAUACUUUAUUAAUCUACUUCAGCUUUGAAGUAUGCUUUUUGUGUGUCUAUCAUUAAUUAUUGCAAACUGGUAUCUGUAAUAUAUAAAUCAGCUGAUUUAUAUUUUUCCAAAGUAUUUUAUUUUUUUUCCCGUUAAUCUGUUGCUCCAACCUGUUAGAGUUCUAUAUAGUAUGGUAUCUUCUCAAACCUUUUUGUGGUACCCAACAGCUGAAGUAAAGUGAGCACCACAAAACUCAUCUCUGUCCCUGAUUUUAUAUAUUUUUUAUCUAUCUCUGUAUAUUGCUAAAAAAAAUAAAUGGAACACAAAAAUAACACAUCCUAGAUCUGAGUGAAUUAAAUAUUCUUCUGAAAUACUUUGUUCUUUACAUAGUUGAAUGUGCUGACAACAAAAAUUAAAAAAUGGAAAUCAAAUUUUUCAACCCAUGGAGGUCUGGAUUUGGAGUCACACUCAAAAUUAAAGUGGAAAAACACACUACAGGCUGAUCCAACUUUGAUGUAAUGUCCGUAAAACAAGUCAAAAUGAGGCUCAGUAGUGUGUGUGUGGCCUCCACGUGCCUGUAUGACCUCCCUACAACGCCUGUGCAUGCUCCUGAUGAGGUGGCGGAUGGUCUUCUGAGGGAUCCCCUCCCAGACCUGGACUAAAGCAUCUGCCAACUUCUGGACAGUCUGUGGUGAAACAAGAUGUUGGUGAAUGGAGCGAGACAUGAUGUGCUCAAUUAGAUUCAGGUCUGGGGAACGGGCGGGCCAGUCCAUAGCAUCAAUGCCUUCAUCUUGCAGGAACUGCUAACACACUCCAGCCACAUGAGGUCUAGCAUUGUCUUACAUUAGGAGGAACCCAGGGCCAUAUGGUCUCACAGGGGGUCUGAGGAUCUGUUCUCUGUACCUAAUGGCAGUCAGGCUACCUCGGGCGAGCACAUGGAGGGCUGUGCGGCGCCCCAAAGAAAUGCCAUCCCACACCAUUACUGACCCACUGCCAAACCGGUCAUGCUGGAGGAUUUUGCAGGCAGCAGAACGUUCUCCACGGCGUCUCCAGACUCUCACGUCUGUCACGUGCUCAGUGUGAACCUGCUUUCAUCUGUGAAGAGCACAGGGCGCCAGUGGCGAAUUUGCUAAACGUCCUGCACGGUGUUGGGCUGUAAGCACAACCCCCACCUGUGGACGUUGGGCCCUCAUACCACCCUCAUGGAGUCUGUUUCUGACCGUUUGAGCAGACACAUGCACAUUUGUGGCCUGCUGGAGGUCAUUUUGCAGGGCUCUGGCAGUGCUCCUCUUGUUCCUCUUUGCACAAAGGUGGAGGUAGUGGUCCUGCUGCUGGGUUGUUGCCCUCCUACGAUGUACUGGCCUGUCUCCUGGUAGCGCCUCCAUGCUCUGGACACUAUGCAGACACAGCAAACCUUCUUGCCACAGCUCGCAUUGAUGUGCCAUCCUGGAUGAGUUGCACUACCUGAGCCACUUGUGUGGUUUGUAGACUCUGUCUCAUGCUACCACUAGAGUGAAAGCACCGCCAGCAUUGAAAAGUGACCAAAAUAUCAGUCAGGAAGCAUAGAAACUGAGCAGUGGUCUGUGGUCACCACCUGCAGAACCACUCCUUUAUUGGGGGUGUCUUGCUAAUUGCCUAUAAUUUCCACCUGUUGUCUAUCCCAUUUGCACAACAGCAUGUGAAAUUGAUUGUCACUCAGUGUUGCUUCCUAAGUGGACCGUUUGAUUUCACAGAAGUGUGAUUGACUUGGAGUUACAUUGUGUUGUUUAAGUGUUCCCUUUAUUUUUUUUUGAGGUGUGUGUGUGUGUGUGUGUGUGUGUAUAUAUAUGUGUGUGUGUGUAUUCACAAAUACCAACGUGAAUCAUCUAAAUAAGACCGAAAAAAAUCCCAUAAACACAGUAAUACUUGGAGUUAAUACAAAAUAGAAAUAGCAACUAGAAAUAAAUAAUAACCUAAUAUGCAAUCGCGUUGACAACAAAAAGUCACACUAUAUUGAACAAUUUGCUCAACCUAAAUGCACAGUUUGAGUCCGUAAAUAAAGCUUUAAAGAAAUGUAGUCCAUUAUUAGUCGAAAUAGUGGUAAAAUCCAGAUGUGUAGUGAGACAGUCGGAAAGACCUACUGUGCACAUUUCAAAUAACUGCUUGUGAAGCAGAAUGGAUGGCUCAAGCUCCUAACUUCCCUCUUGGACAACGGAUACAGAUGGGGGCACUUGUGAAUUGAGAAGUAAAAGUGGUCGUUCUGCGUGGCGGCUCACAUUGAGCCACUUACUCGGAAUGCCAGGACUUGUCACGGCCUGUGUUCCAGAUUGAGCAUGCCAGAUAGUAUUCCUGCAUCCCAAAUGUCCUUUGUUUUCACCGCACCUUACACGGUGUCAGAUGGAUAGACAUCUCAAGAAUUGAGGACUUGUAUAUACCCUCAGCAAUUUUAAAAAACUGUAUCCCACUAGUGGACAAAUAAUACAGUCAUACAGUAUAAUAUACAAAAUAUAAGAUUUUUUUAAAAACUGCACUAAUUAAAGUGACACUAUAGUUACCAAAACCACUACAGCUUAAUGUAGUAAUUCUGGUGUCCACUGCAUGUCUCUGCUGCAUUGGCUUUGUAAACACUGCCUUUAGUUUAGGAGAGAGAGCCUAGAAAGCACAAAGAGAAAACCAGGCUUCUAUUGUGUAGUAUCCUUUAUUGAAUAAAACAUAAAGUGUAGUUGGCUCGCCACCCUCUCAUACUCACAGGAUGGAGAGGGGAAGAAGGCAUGUAAUCUCCUUAUAGGAGUCCUUUGAAUCUGAUGUGACAAGCUGGAUCUGCUUCCCAGUUUGAUUCUUAUAGUUCAGUGCUGGGGUGUCAGGCGUAUGUCACUUUUCUAACAAUUUACUGUGGAGUCAGUAGUAAAUGCUGCUCGGUCCUUGUGGUUUCCAUAGUUCCAUCUCUGUCUAACUGGUUUGCACGCUAGAUGUUGCUGGGAGAUCAUGGUAUAGGUGUUCACAGGGUCCAAGCUUGGAGACAAAUACGAUGAUAGUUUUCUCCUAUGUGUUUUGUGAGCUCUGCGCUCACCUGUUCAGGAAGCUACGCAUUUUGUGAGCCCUGUGCUCACCUGUUCAGGAAGCUAUGCAUUUCUCGAGUCCUGUGCUCACUUGAGCUACGCGUUUUGUGAGCACUGCGCACACUUAUUCAUGGAGAUGCGUACUUCAGAUAGCUAAGUGAGCGUAGGGCUUGCGAAACGUGAAGGAGCAACCAUUCCCCACAUUUGUGUUUCUUACACUAUAGUGUUCCUUUAAAUAAAUGACUGAAAGUAUAAAUUUUUACGUAAUUACACUUACUUGGGGUAAAACGGGUAAAUUGACCUGUUGGUGAAUAGCAAUACAAUGGGGGUGACGUUGUUAAGGAAAAAACUUAUUGGCUACUUAUUUAUUAUGAGUAGAUCUUAAAGGGAUACACAAAGUUGUAUUCCUAGCACUAUAGCUCCAUCGCGGCACCCCACCUCUCCCCGAUUCCAGCGUUUAUGCCAGGGCACUCCUGGCAUUAUAAACGCAUCCGCACACUGUAGAGGUUAUGGUACAUGGAGUGGUCUUUUACGAGGAAAAUGCAUGUUACCUAAUUAGUAUAUAUUCAGAAAACCAUGAAAUUUUGUUUUAGGUGGAAAUAAUAAACAAAAGAUCUUCUGCAGUAAUUUCAUUAUUCUAUCUUUUUUCUCUCUCUCUAUCUCUAUCUCUAUCUCUAUCUCUAUCUAUCUCAUUUUUAUAGUUCGAAGAUAAAUACAUUGUUGGGAAAUGCUCUGAACAUAAACAAAUGAUUGUACCUCAAAUGAUUCAAACAUACCACCUUGUUAUAUUUACCACUGAAAUUGAGAUUUACCAUAUUCUGUGAAAGUGACUUAAUACUGAUAUUAGAUCCAUAUCCAUUAGGUGUGAAAUGCUCAUUACAGUGCAACCAUCUUUUCUGGUGAUAUUACAUCAUUGAAAAAUCAUCUGUAACGUAACUUUUUGCAUGCAAUGCAUCUUUUUAUACUUUAAUAUGUUUAAUAAAGAUUUAGUAAUUGGCAUCAUAAUCCAAUCCUGGGAAAAGAGACUCUAUGCUCUUGCUAUCCUGUCAGGUGCAAAAAGCAGAACUUAUAACAACAAUUGACAUGGAGCCAAGAUGGAGGUCAGUUCUAGGAUAGAGUAGUGUGGAUUUCUUCAUUUAAAAAAACACUUCAGGUCCUGUAGCCACUAAAUUCUGUUGUAAUGGUUAUAAUGCACUGGUGCCCUCCCAGAGUAUGUAUUUAAUUAGAAGGGGAUGCAGUGGCAUGUGCAUGUCGGAAUCCAAGUUGUCAGUCUGUUUUUAAACAGUUUGACUAUUUACUCUGGGAGGGCACCAGUGCACUCCUAGAAUCGUAACCCCUGCAGCAGACUACAGGGGCUUGGAGGGCUCCCUUACGUUUAUUUUUCAGAUGUCACAAACAUAUAUUAAAUGGGGAAGUCCGCAUAAUAUUUUCAAACCGCAACCACACUUCUUUGGGUUUUUAAGGGGCUCUCUAAACACCAGACCCACUACUGCUUAAUUUAGGGUUUAUGGUGCAAAAACACUGUCCCUGCAGUGUGACGUUUGUAAACACUGCCUUGUCUGAGAAAAUGGAUUGGUUUAGAAUGGAUUGACUUCUUACCUGGGCUCUGCUGUGUGCUAAUUCCUGCCUCCACUACUUCCUAUGGGAAGCUGAUCGCUCAUCAUUUGAGAUUAUCCCGACGGAGUAGGGCUUAACUCUUUGGCUGAGAGUGAUAGACUGACUGACAAUCAACCAGUUAACUGGUUCUGCAUUGCAGGGCUUAUAUCAGGAGAGCUAUUGGGCUAUUGGCUCUUUAUAGGGAGUAAUAGAGGCGGGGAGUAGCAUCCAUCAGACCCCAAGUAAGAGGUCAAACCAUUCUAAAACAGUUUGGCUCAUUACAAUGGGGGGAGGAGGGGCAGGACACAGCACUACAGGCAAAUCUAACUUGGAAUGUAAGCACAGCAGAAAAUAUUGGCAAUCCUUGGCAUGGCCUGAUGCGUGGCUAUGCUAAACUCAGAGCUUCCAUUGACCUAUAAUAAAAAAAAUGGAACAUAGCAAAGAAACUCUUUAUCUCUCACUGCCUCCACCCCCAAUAGGUUGCAUAGGAGCAGGAUUUCAGUUUUGCAGCAAAUACCACUUUUCCAUCUCCCAGUCACAUCUACAGAGCUUCCUGACCUACAACUGAGCACACUGAAGUUUAUGGGGUGCAAUGAAGUUGUCAGAGAGUUGAAUGAUUGAGUGCACUUGUGUAUUAUACGUGCAAAUUACACCAGAUUUCCAAAAGACACAGGUCCAUGUUUGCAUAAAUAUUCACUUGCGAGAUCCUAUGAGAAAAUACCAAGUGCAACUAAUGAAGUAUAGCAUGUUGUUGGUUGAUUAAAUUUAUACAAUGGUAUUUAUCAUUAUGUAAAAUAUAUAAAGCUUUAUUGUUCUAGAAUGUAUAUUUUCCAUAUCUGACGGUAGUUUGAGUAUAUCUUAUUUAUACUCCCAAUUAUGGACACUUCAAAUCAAAAUGUUGAACUUUAAUGUUAGAUUGUUAAUCUCGAUCUUGUAUUCUUCAGUUUUUCUUUUAUUCAACUAUUUAUGAAUAUUAUCGCCACACAUGCAUAUGGCUAUCUCCAUUAUAUAGGUUGUUUUAUGUUUAUAAACCAGUCCCUCGACACUAAUUUCCUCAGUAAAACCCUCUUUUUUAUUUAUUUUUUUUAAACUCUGUUUAUUUUAGAUGGAAGAAUGGAUGCAGACAGUAAUCCUAGUCGAAGACCUUUGAUAAGAGGAAUCCCUUACAAGCUGCAAAGUCCAAAGGUGCCAGAAGAAUCUCUUCUAGAUGAAAACUAUUUUAUGAACUCAGAGGUUCUGGCAGGAAUUCCUGUUGUUGGAAACGAAGAUGAGCAUAAUUACUUGUUGAAGGGCACCACUUCCUCAGCACUGCAUUCCCAGCGGAGCAUGGAAGAGGAGAGGACACGCACUGAACACAGCAUAGAAGGAGAGAGAGAAACUAACAUCAGCAACUUUAGGCUGACCGAUAUUCUCCCCCAACUGAGCAAGGACUCCAUGAUUCAAACAAUCAGAAAGGACUUUAACCUGGCGAGGGAGCGAGAAAUUCAGGAGUCUUACUUACCCAAGGAGCAGGUGCGGGAAGGCGUUUUCCAGGACAAUUACUCCAGAGAAACAGAGUCAAGAUUAAAAGGGAGCUUUGGGACCAAGACCGGUAAGGGCAUUGGAUAGGUUUUUGUUGUGUGGCAAAGACUCCAUUCUUCAGUGGGAGAAUCAAAAAUUGGGACAGUUGCCAUUCAGACACACGUAAAUUGUGUAUAUUUUUCAAGGAUGCAAGUGCUAUAUAUGAGUUGGUAGAGAGGUGUUUUUGUUUUUAGUGUUCUAGACUAGAAGGAUGUCAGAGAAUAAUCCAGGAGUAUGCAAGUAGUCAAACCCUAAGCAUCAGCAUCAAAGCUAAUGCUUUGAUGCUGAGGUCUGCCCGGCAUCUAUUCCAUGAAAGCAAGAAAUAUCUCUACACUGUGCUAGUUCAGGGUGUGCUGGGCUUACCUCAUUUACUGAGAGCACUCCGAAAUGAGCUAGCCUUGCAUGACAUGGUUUAGCUAAGGAUAGCUAACGGAAACUCUGUGCAGGAGCCUCCAGAUCUCAUUGGUUGAAGUGAUCAGCACCUGGCAGACCCCAUGUAAGAAUGUCAGAAAGCCAAAUGGUACAGGGAAUGUCUCCAUGAGGAACUUCUACACAACUAUCUUACCUAGAGUAUGGUUGUAAAGUAAGCAAAAUAAUUUGUAUGCUAGAAGAUUAAUUGGAAUGGUAGGGUUUUUCUCGGUAAAAGCACCAGACAUAUAUUUGCACUAGACACCUUAAUUAAUAUUGAGUUAACCCCGCUUCCCUCUCUUCCCCCACACUGCAGAAGCAUUUAUUUUCUUAAAGUGCCACUAUAAGGUGGUCUGGGUGCAGUGGCCCUGUUCUUUCAGUCCCGCAAAUGAAAUUUUGUAGAAACUGCAAUAUUUUAUUGCAGGGCUAAACUCGCAUAUAGGGUUCCAUCAACUUUGCAUGAUUUGUAAUCAUUGGACUGAGGAUUUUGUUUUUCCCCCCCAGCAUAUUUUUUUUACCUAUAAUUAGCUGCAUUGUGGCCCUACCUUUUAAAGGUUCAAGUAUAAAUAAUGUGUAUUGUCUAUGAAAAUGUUUGCUGUAUACACUCAAGUUUUACUGUUGACUAUUUUAAUUUCCCCAGUCAGUAACUUACCCUUCAUAUAACAUUUUCAUAUGACGUAGAAGUGUGCCCCAUGUCACUGUUACAUUUUCCUUUUCAUCAUUCGUAUGAAUACUUCUUACUAAUCACCAAAAUAAAGCUUGUUAAAAAAGAAAAGGACACUAAUUUUGUUGCUAUAUAUCUGCAACAUUACCUGCUAGGAACAUAAGAAUUUAUGGAAAUGCCUGUGGUGCUUGGCAAGGACUCAUUUCUGCAUGUCACAGUGGUCCUUGUGUCAUUCCUGAUAUCUUCAAUUGGUUUCAAUUCUGACACUGGAUGCUGUACUACUAGUUAAAUUUAUUUUUGUUGUUAUAAUUGCAUCGUUUUGAUGCAACCCGAAGCUGAUGAGUGCUUGUUUUAAACAUAUUCACAAAUUUUGGAUUUGAAAAAGUGAUGCUACUUAGUGUACCCCUUUUUGGUCUAUCUUUUUUUUUAAUGAAUGAGAUAAUGUAUUAUCCCACUGUCACUAGCGAUGGCUGUUGGAAGUGACAAAACUUUCAAUGAAGUGGUCUGGGUUCAAUGGUACUGUCAUGUCAACCCUGCAAUGUAAACCAUUGUUGUUUUGUGCUUUCUCUACAAUGGGCGAAUACAACUCUGUCAUGUUACUUAAUGCAGCUUGUAGGAAAGUUUUGAAUGUAUGCUUUCAUAGGAGAAGCAUUUAGAUGCACGUGCCACGCAUGUGUAUCAGUCCCCAAUGCUCCUCUAUGUGCAGCAUUGAAUUGGACCAUUUUCUCAAGAUGAUGGUGGAGCUAGAGAAUAGGUAAAAAAAAAAAAAAAAAGUGGGGUAAUUUCUUUCCUCUUUCUAAUUUUUACUCCAAACAGGGGGGUGAGAGAGGUGCUAUAACUGAUCAUGCAGUAGGACAUUGCAGUAUUAGAAAUACAAACCUGUAUUGCAAACACGAUGUGUUCCUUUUAAAGUUUUAAAGUAAUAAGCUGUAUCCAUAUUUCUCUCUCAUAUUGUUUGUAAUGGUUCAUUAUGUUGCAUCCCCAGAAUAACUGUAAAACUACAAAAGAAACUCCAUGUCUAAGCAAUAUAUAAGCGUUCCAGUAUGUCUAAAGUGAUUGUUUUUUUUUUUGUUUUUUUUGUUUUUUAGGUUUUAGAGAAUAUAUGGUAUUCUUUACUAUGAGCAUAGCGAUAGAAGUACCGUUUUCAUCAAACAUAGUUUGUGUGACAACAUACAAAUGGCCACAUACAUUGUUCAUGGAAUCUUCACAUAUGUUUAUACUGUAUGUUUUAGUCAUUUGAAAAAAUAAGAAUAGUUGUUUUUUUGUUUUUUUUUUUUUCUGGUCUAGGUCAAAUGGAGGAUUCACCGCGGUCACAGUUGGUGGCGCAGGCCCCUGAUAGCAGUUUCAGGGUAAGUAAAAUUGUGUUUUUUGUGUGAUGAUGUGAGUAUUUCUGCAUUCUGUGAGUAUAUUCUAAAAAAAACACCAAUCUCUGCGAUUGCAUGUCCCAAAUGUUGAUAUUGUGUGAAUACUAACCUGGAAAACUAUAUUAGAAUUUAAAAUCCAGAAUUAUUUCUUUUGAUGGAUUUGUUAUUGUUAAUGUUCACAAAAUAAUAUUAAACACUUUGUGGGAAGUCAUAACUCAUAUUUCCCAUUUAUUCUUGGUUCACCUCUCUAUAUAAACUGGUCUAACUGUACCAUCCUUUUAAUACUAAAAUAAAUGUUAGAACAAAAUAGUCACAAAGUGCACAAUUGUUUGCUUUCAUAACAGAACAAAAUGGAAACAGAAAGUAAUAAUCAUACCUUUCUAUUAGUGAUGCAUUCCAUUAGGGAUCGACCGAUUAUCGGUCUGGCCGAUAUUAUCGGCCGAUAUUUGGUAUUUUCGGCAAUAUCGGUAUCGGCCAAUUCAGAUACCGAUAUUGCCGAUAAUAUAUAACAGGACCGCCGUGCACAUUAGAAGCCCGGCGGUCCUGUGGGGGCCAGCCGCAAGCGCUGACUUACCUUGCAUGCAGCUCUCUGUGUAAAUCUCGCGAGACCCGCGGCCGCAGAGCGUUGCCACGGGUUACCAUGGCAACGCUCCGCGCGGCACUAAAAGCCGCGAGAUUUACAUAGGGAGCUGUAGGAGCUGCUUGCAAGGUAAGUCAGCGCUUGCUGCUGCUGAGCCACCACUGUACUUAACAAGCCACUGGACCAGGGAAUACUAUAUCCCCCUCCCUGGUAAGAAGCAGGGAGGGGGGACUAAACAAAAAACAUUUCAAUAUUAAAAAAAUAUUAAAAUAAAAAAUUACACAAAUUACAUCACUACACACACACUGCACACAUACUGCAUUACAUACACACUACACAAACACAGUACACAUACUGCAUUACAUACACACACACUACACAGGCACACACACUGCAUUACAUACACACUACACAAACACACUACACAAACACACACUGCACACAUACUGCAUUACAGACACACACUGCACACACUAAACACAUACUGCAUUACAUACACACUACACAGACACACUGCAUUACAUACACACUACACAAACACACACUGCAUUACAUACACACUACACAAACACACACUACACAAACACACACUGCAUUACAUACAUACACACUACACAAACACACACACACUGCAUUACAUACACACACAAAAACACACUGCAUUAUACACACACACUACAUAAACACACUGCAUUAUAUACACACUACACACACUGCAUUAUAUACACACACUCUGCAUCCACUACACACACACACACACUACACAAACACACACAGUUCCCCUGUCUAAACACACUUCAUCCACUACAUGUGGCAUGUAUAUUUUGUGCAUUUACCUUUCGAAUUAGUUUAUUUAUUCAAAAUAGUAAAUGUACAGAAUAUCGGCAAGAUAUCGGCUAUCGGCCUGAAAGUUCGCAGAGUAUCGGUAUCGGCUCUAAAAAAUCAAUAUCGGUCGAUCCCUACAUUCCAUACGAAGUAGUGACCACCUCAUCCUCUAUCUUUUAUUUGUUCCAGGAGUCUGGUUAUGCUUACAGCAGCAAGUCACCAAUGGGGGAGAGCCUUGGUAACUCUUAUAAUUCUGGUGUCCGGAUAAAGGAGGAACCAAUGGAUGAAGAUUAUGACAGAGCUUUAGCGCCUCCUCCUGGCUUUGUGGAUAAAAUUAAGGAUGAGCCAGAUAACACAGAGGUAAAUGUUUGUUGAAUGAACAAACACGUUUGCAUGCUGGGAUAUUGUUGUGGUGCUGAAAUGUCAAAUGUUUUAUUUUGCUACACAUGGUCAUGCGUUUUACUCUGUCACAAUAUGAACUUAAAAUAGUGCAUACAUUUCUCUCCCUCCCACUUUCAUUCUCUGUUGCACAUAUAAAAUGAUAAACUUAGUCUUGCUUUGACAGCACUAAAUUAAUAAUUCUAUCUUUUUCACAACUGUGCUUUUGGCAUACUACAUAGCAAAAUAACAAAAAUAUAUUCAAAAACACAGUUCAUUGGAAAUAAAGACACAAAUUAAGUUCCCAUCAAAUCUUUUGCCUUUGAAGUUUCUGUAAUAAGCUCUCAAACCAAGAAGUUUUUAGGGCAUGCAUGCCAACUAAACCUUCUAUAGCUCUGCUUAGCUUCUGCCUUUAGCAGUAGUUUAGGAGCACAGUAGGACUUGUUGGUUUGUUGCUUUCUACUUUAGUAUUCAUGAAAUUGAGUUAAAAAAAUAAAUAAAAAAUCCUGCAGGUUUGGAAGCUCAGAUAAAAUGCACUUAUUUAUAAAAAAAGUCCAUAACAAACAUGAGCUGAAGGAGAUAAAUCCUAGUCUACAAUUUUGAAAUCUUCAAUAAAUUCAAAAAAUAUGGUAAUUGCAUUGUUGGUAAGCAUUACUGAGAUACCUUAAUGUCUUUUGGUUUUCUUGAUCAAGAGGCUCCGCGUGUGCAGUAAUCUAUUGUAGCCACUCUGAAUUUCCACAAAAAGCCGAAUACUGCUUGUUUCCUGUAUUUGUCGAGAAUAUAGAAACUUUUUGCCAAGUCUUUGUUUUUUGUCUGUUUUCCACCACUAAUAAUUCACUGGGAGAAGUAUAGGUAAAUGCUAAAUGCCUUGUCUCAGACUUUUAUUAUUAUAUUUCUUUAUACUUUACAGGAAUAUUCCCAGCAGCCAAAAACAUCUGAUGGGGAGUUGAAAAUCAGUGCAGUGUUUUCUGUCAGUGGUAGCCCCCUGGGUGAGUACUGGCUACAUGUUUCUUUCUCUGUAUGUGUGAUUUAUUUAAAAACAUUUGGAGUUCUAAUGUCAUGAUACUACCAGGCCAGACAUGCAGAAUAGGAAUAGAGAAUGCAAAUAUGUUACCAGUCCUUGGGGUUGGCCAGGCUUAACACAGAGACAGGUUAAAAUAACCUGAUUAACAGCCGAAGGAAUAGUCUAUGAACAAGCCGGAGAGAAGAAAUGAGUUAACAAGCUAGAGUCAAGGAAUAAGGGAAUGGCAAAUGGUCAAGGAACUGGUUGGAGUAAAAAAUACCAAGAAUCAGAAUGCACUUUUGGAGCACCACAAGGGAAAACUACGAAAGAACACAGUAUAACUUGCAGAAUGGGAUUACAUAUCCCUAGAGAACGUCUGAUAGGUAGGCCUAAUUUCCGUGCUUCAAAAUUCACUUCAGAAAGUCCAGUCAUGAAAUAUAGUGACCAGCAUCCAAAAUGCGCUGGAGUGCAUGGCAAAAGGAUGCAUUGGAAAGGGUGCCCGAACAGGUACAAUUACAUCUCCUUAGCUAACAAUGACUUUACCUGAUCAUUACAUUUUGCUACAGGUUCAUUUAUAUAAUUAAAUUUGUUUGAUUUCCAUAACUGAUAGCACUGGAACAAGAUAGAAGAGAUCAUAAGACAAGCAGGGGCUACUUUGUCUUAUAGAUAAAGGUUGAUUAAAAGACAGAUUUCUGCUGUUUUAUUUCUAAGCAGCCUUUCCUAACAAUGAUUUUGGAAAAAGUAAUCUUCUCAUGCAUAUUCACUGUGUGUAGUUAUUGAGAGGGUCUAAUGGCCUCUUAAAUACGCUUCAUUUGCACUCUUGCAAGAUGCAAGAGCUCUUUAGUGAUUGACCUUCUAGUAAAUGUAAACGGGACCUGAAGAUAAAUUCCAGUAAGAAGACAAUGGAAACCAGAGAGUGAGAAUUUUAAGUUAGUAUCUCUUUAGUGUCUUCCAUUGCUGUUGCAGUACAAACGGACUUUUUACCUCAAGUUACAGUACUGCUUUACUAUACAUAAAAAUAUAAAAUUUCCUUGGGUAUUUGGGUUGCUCUACUUCUAUUGUAAUAGAAGAUGGAUCUAAUUAUUUACAUUAACAAGCUGUUGUAUAAUGCUGUGAACUUAUUAUUUAAAGGGUUCCUUCAAAAGUGUUACAUUGAUGGUAGGGUAACACAGGUUAAACAGUUGUCAUGAGACUAGAAACACAAAGUUUCUAACGCUCUUUGAUACAUUUCUGAACAGUAGGAAAGAAAUAAUUAAUGUAAGUGUGGCAAAUGGGACAAUAGUAUAUGCAAGUGAGGCAUAUGGGACACUCUAAGCACCAAAACAACUUUAGCUUAAUGAAGCUUUUUACUGUAUAAAUCAUUCCUUUGAGGUUUUGCUGCUCAAUUCUCUAUUUUGGAGUUUCAUCACUUUUGUUUCUGUUUAUGCAUGCCUAGAUAUACCUCCCCUGGCUGUUACUCACACAACCUAAACUUAAAAAAAUGGUUAAAUUUUCAAUCAGAUGUUACUGAACAGUGUGUUAUCUUUAGAAGUUAUCUCCUACUUUAUUAAUUGAACAUUAAUCAAACCGAUGAGACUCAUUCAGGUUAUUAACAGAGCAGCAGAUUAGAAAUUCUAAAUUAAACAGACUCUGCAAUAAGAAAAAGUUUAAACUUUAGAUUAAUAUAUAUUAUUUAUUUGUAUUUUGGAUCAUGACCUAUUUGCAUUAUAAAAUGUUAACCUGCUUCUUUUCUUGCUUAGCCCCUCAACUCUCCAGUGGCUUGCAAGCACCAAUCAGCUCUCCAGGAGCCACAAAGUCCCUCCCUGCAGUCCCUGCUGUCCCCCCAACAGCUGUCAGAGUAUCUUGUUCAGGCUGUAAAAAGACUUUGCAGAAAGGACAGACCGCAUACCAGCGGAAAGGGUCUACACAACUAUUCUGUUCCACCCUCUGCCUUACUGGCUACACCGUGCCUCCGCCAAGACCCAUUCAGCCACCUGCUCGGAGGACAUGCUCAAGUUGCACAAAGUAAUAGUGAUUUUUAGUUUUUGUCAUAUAUUGCUUUCAUUAAACUCCUCACUUUUAUUAUGGCAGAUUUCCUUUUGUCUUUGGAAAAAUAAUGGCACACAUUCCAAUAACAAUCAUUUUAAUAAUUAUCAAUUGUAAAUUGGUCAAGUAAUCAGCCCCUCGGCACAAAUACAUUAAUGCAUUGUUAUAUUAUCAGAGAUAAGAUUUUGCAUGUGCACUUUUCCCUCAUGUAUGUAAAUGUCUUUGUCAGGUGAUUGUAACAAAGGUUCAGCAUGUCAGAUUAUGCCCGGAAACUAAUUGCAUUCACAAUUGUAAGCUGUCAACCAUUUUAAAAAUGUUUAAAAAAAAAAAAAACAAGAUUGUGCGUGGCAUCAUGAGCUUGGACUUUGUCGCGUGAAUAAUGUAGAAACUACACCCUGCGUUUUUGGUACAGAUGAUACAAAUCUGACUGGUUUAGCGGGAGACCGUGCCCAUAGCUUCAUGGCACUACAAUAAUAAAUCCUAGUUCUGGUUGUUCAUGUCCCUUUAAAAUUGUAGGUAUACGAUUGUAGAAUUGUAUACACUAUGUAUUAAAUUAUAGGGACAAUACAGUCACCAGAAUAUAUACAACUUAAUGAUGUUUUGUUUUACGGGUUACAUCUUAACCCCUUCAAGACGGAGUCAAUAGUACACGUUCUGAUCAAAACAAAAUGUAAACAAAAACUGGAAUUUGCGCUAUAUGUCUGUUCAACCGUAAUUCGCCUCUUUCAUAUUAAGUGCACCCACACUUAUUAUAUAUCGUUUUGUUCAGGAGAAAAAGGUCUUUAUUACUCAUGUUCACUAUUCAUAUAUGAAACAUAAUUUAUUAUGUAUAAAAUCAAAACAACUGUGAGAAAUUAAGAUUUAUUUAAAAAUUGUAGUUCCGCCUGACAUUUUAGCUGUAGAUGUCAUUAUACUGUUAUCUUUGCUGAAUACAAAUAUGUGCAUUUUAUUGCAGUAAAAGUCUCAUGAGUACAACAGUACCUCCCCAUUGACAGAUUUUAUGAUGUUUUGGAAAGUUACAGGGUCAAAAAUAGCACAUUCCAUUUUUCAUUUUUUUUACAUUAAAAUUUGCCAGAUUAGUAAUGUUACCUUUGAGACUGUGUGGUAGCCCAGGAAUGAGUAUUGACCCUAUGAUUGCAUAUCAUUUGCAAAAGUACACAACCCAAGGUAUUACAAGUGGGGUAUGUCCAGUCCUUUUUUUUUUUUUUUUUUCAUUCAAGCGGUUUUAUUGAUAUUUUUCAAUAACAGGGAUGUUAUAAUGCAUUGUUUAGAGCAUGGUGUAUGCAGUCUCACAGGGCAUAACAGUAGUGGUGAUAUAGUUUUACAGUACAUUACAAAGUAGUCACUAUUAUACACAUUUGGUGUAGUGUGUAGUUGGAGAGUUUCGUGCGGUGUCCAUUGGUACAGUAGGAAUUGGUUGACAGAUGUAAAAGUGCAAAACAAUACAUGUAGGUCAGCGUUCGUAAAGGUCUAAAACGGACAUCUCGGUCAUCCAUACUCGAAACCAGUGUUGUGGUGCCUUAGUGUUAUUUAUCUCAGUUCGAGGCUGUGGCAGGGUUAGGGGGUAAUCGGGCCCUCUAUGCGCCUUUGUGGAGGUGUAGGUGCAGUAGGUGUAGUCGUAUAUAUGUGCCGUUAGUGUUGUUGUUUAGUAAUUUGGAGGUUAAUAGCCUAUGGUCCCAGUGGGUAGACAGCACUCCUUUUAUCUGGUGUUGUGUUCUGGUCUUUGAGUCUGGCCUCGUUCUCCCUGGUUCCCGGCCCCUACCUCCCCAUAUCCACUUUCAGGGUUCAGUGUUGUCUCGGGGUAGGUUCAAGUCCUGUCUCGUUUGGCAGUGUAUGCACCGGGGGUACUGAGUUGUGUAGGGGGGGCAGGAGUUCCUGGGUGUUUUCCCUCCACCUUCCCGCUUAGGCCUGGUGUUGUCUUUUGGAGGUAGGGUUGGUGGGGAUAAAACGGUUGGUCUGUCCGGGUAUUGUUGGACCCGUUAUAGGUUUGGCCUGGUCAUUAUAGUUGGCUUUUGUCUGGAUCAGGGUUAGGGGUUUGUCAGUGGUGCAUCAUGGUGAUGGGUGCGACUGGUGGAGGUGGUGUGUGGUCUUAGUGUUAAGGGUGUGGUAGGGUGGGUGUCUUGGGUUGUGCGGCGGUCGAGUCUUUUUUAGUCACAACCACUGGCCAAAGUUAGCGUUCAUAUUUGUUUUUGUGUGAAAAAAGAAAAAAACUAAUAUUCGGCCAGUGUUUGUGACUAAGUGGCUACUAGAAAUGACUGGACAUACCCCAUUUGCAAUACCUUGGGUUGUCUACUUUUGCAAAUGGUAUGCCAUCAUGGGGGUAAUUCUCAUUCCUGAGCUACCAUACGCUCCCAAAAGCAACAUUACCAAACUGACAAAUUUCAAUGUGAAAAAAAAAAUGAAAUGCAAGUCUUAUAUUUGACUCUCUAACUUUCCAAAACACCAUAAAACCUGCACGUGAUGGAUACUGUUAUACUCGGGAGACUUCACUUAACACAAAUAAACAGUAAAACUUAUUACAACAAUAAUAUCCUCAUUAAAAGUGCCGUUUGUGUGUGAAAAGUGCAAAAAACUUCACUUUUACUGAAAAUAUCAUCGUUGUAGUUGAAACCCUAAUAUUUGUGUUCAGCGAAGUCUCCCGAGUAAAACAGUACCCCCGUGUACAGGUUUUAUGGUGUCUUGGAAAGUUAUAGGGUUAAAUAUAGUGCUUGCGAAUUAUAUUCUCUGCACAUUCUGCCUGGGUUGUCAGGCACGUCAAUCAAAUUUUAAUUAAUUAAAUCACAUAAUUAUGUUAAAAGAAUACUUAAAUUUACACGUUGAAUUAUAAAAUAUAUAUAUGUAUGUAUUUAAAUUCUACGUGUAUAGUUAUGUAAUUUAUGUAAAUAUAUAUUUAUUUGCGGUUAUUUAUAUUUUAUAGAUGGAUAUAUAUUGAAUGACAUUCUAUAUAUCUCUAUCUAUAAAAUACAAAUAACCGCAAAUAAAUACGUGUGUGUGUGUAUGUGUGUAUAUAUAUAUAUAUAUAUAUAUAUAUAUAUAUAUAUAUAUAUAUAUAUAUAUAUAUAUAUAUAUAUAUAUAUAUAUAUAUAUAUAUAUAAAAUUUAAAAAAAUAUUUUAUUUUUAUUGUAAUUCUAAGUAUAUAUAUAUUAUAUGUAACUUUAUUCUAAGUGUAUUUUAAUACUAAUAUAUGUACUUAUAUUAACAUUAAAAUAACUACGUAUGACGUUACAUAAAAUAUAUAUUUUUAUAUAUAUUUUUUUUUUUUCAUACUUACCACCAGCAGGGAGACUCUGACAGCCCAUGCAGUCCCCCUGCAGGCAGAUCCACAGCCAGCUAUAGGGGACCAUGUGAUCAUUCUUUGAGAGCGAUCACAUGGCCCCCGGGGUCAAGUCGUGGACCUCCAGGGGUAGAAAGCCGUUACAGCGUUCUAUGCCGCCGCAACGGCUUUAAAGCCCAUUAUAAUGGGGAUGGCAUAGCGUUAAGGGGUUAACGUAGUUGUUCUGGUGAGUAUAGCCUGUCCCGGCAGUGCUUACAUUGCUCAAUGCAUCUGUAUGAGGAGAUGCUGACUAGUCAAACCGGCGUUUGGCCAUGCCCCGACUCCUUGACAAUGUCACCCAAUCCAAUGCUUCUAAUAUGGAGAAGGCGAAUCCGGGGCAAGCCUAGUAACAGCAGACCCGCAUGAUGCUGGAAGUAAGGCAAGCCAACUAAAUUGUGGCUUUAACAGUGUAGGGUCAGGAAAACAUUUUUUGUGUUCCUGAGCUUAGUGUUCCUUUAAAUUGGUUUUCUUGAUUUGUUCAUUGCAAGAAUGCAUAAAUUAAAACCAUUGACCUGGAAGAAAGCAUUUAGCAUCUGGCAUUUUGGUUACGUUAACCCAAUUUACAAACUUGUUACAUUAUUACAUUAUUUUUGUUUUGUCCAAUAUUGUGAAACUUAACACCUUUUGCCUCAUCAUGGUCCUGCUGAAUUGUUCACUUUUUUAUCUGUAUAAUUUGUGGGGUUAGUAGCUCUGUUUGUGACUUUUAAUAUCCUAUCUUAUUUUUGCUGUGCUCACCAUUUUCCCAAUGGUUGUUUUACCCAGAUACAUUUCAGAUCCCAAGGAUGUCAUCACAGCCCAGUUUGACAAUCCUAGUGGCAGCAAGGAUUUUUGCAGCCAGUCCUGCCUUUCAACUUAUGAACUCAAACGGAAACCUAUUGUUACCAUCCAUACAAAUAGCAUUUCCACAAGGUGCAGUGUGUGUCUGAAGAAUGCGGUGGUAAGUGGAUACACUUUCAAAACAAACUUGAAGAUGGUAACAAUACAGAUCUUCACAAAUCUUUCUAAAAUCUUGGAUCAGGGCAGUUGAGGGCACCUAUUGUGCGAAGUACAAUCUAUAAUAUUCAUCAACUUUUAUAUAUUUAUUUCAAAUGUUUAUUUUUAAGUAAUAAUAAUAAAAAUAACAAUUAUAAAUUUUUGUCAAUGUUGUUAGUCAAUAAUGUAUAAACAGUAUGAUAUAAGGAUAUUGACAUAAUAAAAUAGAUCUUUGUUAUGGAUAUAUUCUCAAUAGUAUAGUUAACAUUAAAAUCAUAACUGGGGAAAAAAUAACAGAAUAGAAAAACUGGGGGAAAAUGAAUAUAUAUGAUAUGAAAUCAUUAAAUUUGAAAAAAAUGUGUAUGAAGAAAUAAAAUGGUUUUUAAAUCAUAUAUGUAUAUUUGCAUAGGUGUCAUAUUUUAAGUGACAAUCAUGGUAAAUAACGAGUCAAACAAAAGUGGUAAGAUGAUUUUUCCAUUUACUUAGGUCUCUCAUGAGGAAUCUUAAAAUAUCUGUGUGUGUUUGAAAUGAAUGGAACAUUUUGUGUGCACUUAUGCACAGUAGACUUGUGCAAGAAAUAGUUUUUGCCGGUUCGUCUAAAGCAAACUCCUUUCUGAGUAAAUCAGUCCAAUCUAGACUUACCCGUAGAGUGUUAUUCAAUGAAUAAGACUCAAGAGGUAGAUCCUGAGCAACUUCGAAUGUUGAUUUAAAAAGUUGUUUUGGACUAAUUGCAUGAAACCAAGUGUUGCACAAGUUUAAUGCUUCGUAUGAACAAACCCCCUUAAUCAUAUCUAUCUGUUAAUAAAGAUUAGACUGGAUAUUAGCCAGCCAUAACAAGGAUAACCAGUGCCCCAAAAGACUAGAAUGCACAGAUGAAAAAAGUCCACCUGCCCUCCCCUAAAAAUAUAAGUAUAAGAUUUAACAAUGAGAACAUAAGUUAUGCUUGUGAAGAUUCCUACCAGAGGAGAAUGAGAAUACAAGUGUUGUUUGCAAUGAAUGGAACAACACCAACACUACUAGCUAAAAUUGCACUUGAGCAUGCAUAGCAGCUCAUGUCUAUGUGACCAACCGGGAGACUAUUCUAGGUGCCAUAUCACACUUGGAUUCUGGAUUUGUGAAGUCUUGACGUAAAUUGAAAGUAUUCUGUUUUUCCUAAACUUCUUUUUGAUGCAGGAAAUCAUUGUACCUCCAUGUUGUUUCUGUAUUUAUUCUUCUAUUCUCUCUCUUUCCUGGUUUUGUUUCUUUGAUUUUAUCUAUUUGAUUUCCUCUUUUUAUUCUUUGCUGUUCAUGUUGACCUAUACACAAUAUAUAUAUAUUUUUUUAACUACUCUUUUUGCUCUGUAGAUCCGACAUGAGGUGAACUACCAGAAUGUGGUCCAUAAGCUUUGUAGUGAUACCUGUUUUUCUAAAUUCCGAUCUGCUAACAACUUAACUAUGAACUGCUGUGAAAAUUGUGGAGGAUACUGCUAUAGUGGCUCAGGUCAAUGCCACCUCUUGAACAUUGAUGGACAAUGCAAGAAGUUCUGCAGUUCUACAUGUGUCACUGCUUUCAAACAGGUAAACUCCAGUUAUCUUCUUUGCACAUUUGAUUCCAAGUAAUUGAAUAGCAGUAUUGAACUAUGAAGAGUUAAUUGAAUUUUAUAAUAUCCACUGAAUUUGUGUGUUUUGUGAGCCUGUGGCUUGGAUGUAUGCAUCCAAUCCACUAUCACAUUAACUCGGCAUUUUACACAGUAGCAAAAAGAGGUAUUCAUAGUACAUACUGUAGGAACAGGCUAAACCUCUUCAAAUAACUUAGCUAACCAUUUUCAUUUUCUCUUUAACCCCUGUGGUCUGUCCUGCUUAUUGAUAAAUAUUACUAAUGGACAGACAAAUCCUGACUCCUUAAUAUUAUGUAAUCUUAUGUUUUGUGGACCCAGGACAUACUUGAAAACGAGGGAAAUCUCAAUUUAUCUUUCCUGGUAAAAUAUUUUAUAAAUAAUAUAAGACUUGUUGAUUGACAAAUAAUAGACAAAACCAUUACACUAAAGAGACACUAUAAGAGAAACUACAUAUUGUAGUAGAAUACAUAGGUAUAUUUCAGAGAAAAGGCAGUGUUUACAUUACAGCCAAGGAACACCUCUAGUGGCCACUCCUCAGAUAACCACUGGAAGUCCUUCCUGGAUCCGUGCUGCACAGCACUUGAUUCAAUACAUCUCUUUGAGGAGUUUCUGAUUGGCCAGGGUUAGGGUUUUGCUCUGCCCCAAGCCCCCCAUUGGCUGAGAUCAUCAAUUCUAAUUGUCAGCCAAAGAAGCAUAUUGAUGGUGAAGCCAACUAAGGUGGACCCGCACGGCUCUGCAAAUAAGGUGAGUUUUACUUCAGAGGGGCACGGGGGGGAUAUAUAGCUUAGAACCAUAGGGUCAGGAAUAUAUGUGUUUUUUUUUUAUUUUAUUAUUGCUUAAAGGAUCAAUACAGGGUCAGGAACACAAACUCUGUUAAUUAGACUGUCCUCUUACCUGAUAGCCGAGUGAGGGCCAGCUUACUGAAGUUCAGGUGAAGAAAGAAACAAAAAAUAUAGCGUCACAGGAUAUAUUCCAUCACUGCUUCUUACUUAAAAUUAAUUAUUUUAUUCAUCUAAUGUAGUUAAAGCGGCACUGUCAUGCCGGACUAGCCUUUCCUUAAUCGCUUCCUCUCUCAGGAUCUAUUCAUUUCUUCCUAUCUGCUCCAGUUUUCAUUAAAACAUAAGACAAAGUAGGGACUAUUUUGUCUUAUGCGUAUUUCCUACGCCUGACCAGGGGAGGAGCAAAGUGUGCUCCAUUUCCUGUGGUCGGAGAAAUUUUCCCACCAUUCUCACCUUUCCUCCGUGAUCUUGCGAUGUUUCCUUUCACUAUUCCCGAACGUUCUGUCAUUUAGGCAGAACGCCGGGGAAACUACCGAAUUUCGUACUAACAGUAUGAGAACAGAGUGUUAAUUCAUGUUAGGACGACAAUCGGUACUUUUAGGUGCGUUAGAAAUAUAAUUUGAAUGAAUGAAAUUCCGAUCCGUGCUGCGGCUGCAUCUUGUCUCUAUCAUUUCUGAAAGUUUUUUUUUCUAUUUUUUAUUGCUUUCUAAUCAAUUUGUUGUCCUUCUUUCCCUUUCCAACAGAAAUCCGCUAAGAUCACACCCUGUGCCCUGUGCAAAACGUUCCGUUCUUCAGCAGAAAUGAUAGAGAACACAAACAGCAUGGGCCGCACAGAAUUAUAUUGUUCUGUCAACUGCUUGUCUGCCUAUAGGGUACAGAUGGUCACUUCUUCGGGUAAGGAACAUAGUUUGACACCAUUGAGAUUUCUACAGAAAGGGUCAAUAUUUAGCCAUGCAAUUAAAACUCUAGCUAUGUUGUACUAUACCUAUUAUUUGCUAUACAUAAACUACAAAAACAAACUUCUAGGGCAGGCGGAGUCUGACCGCCAUGGUGAUAAGAUGCCAAGCACUGGAGCUUCGUGGCAGGAACUUAUAAGUAAGCCUUUUGCUGAGCAUUAUUUCCCGCAUCCUAUGAUAUAUACUCGCCUCAAAUGAAGCUGUACCUCGGUGCAGCACAUCAAGCUACCAGUUCAGUCGGAUGUGGGGGCAGACCUUAGGCCUACCAGAGAUCUAUUGUGGUGGGGGGUGCUGCCUAUCCCUCCGCCUACUAUCUCUGCUUCCGUGACUCCAUGGGUCUUCCCCCAAUUUUUUCUUCCCAGUUUUGUUUUACCCUAUACGCUGAUCUUUAACAUGCUACUUGUUCUCUGUUAUUUCGCUAUACAUGCAACUUCUCUUACUGCACCAUUUUUUGUUAGAAAAUUAUAGUAUUUCAGACAUGGUUGCGGCAUUUUAUUUAACAUUUUAUUUGCAAUGUCCCUGAUAUUUAAAAAAAAAAAUAAAAAAUAAAAAUUCCAGUUAUGUUUAAGAUGUUUUACUAAAGACAAGAGCAGACAGUUUUUUCAGACCUUAUAUCAUAAGAAAAUUAGUCAUCUUUCAUUACAACAAUCCCUAAUCUCUUUCUAUUUAUUUUUGCUGAAGGUGUACAGGUUCAGUGUAACAGCUGCAAGACUCUGGCUGUGCCCCAGUAUCACUUGGCAAUGUCUGAUGGGAGCAUCCGCAAUUUUUGCAGUUACAACUGUGUGGUGUCAUUCCAGGUGAGACUUCAGUUGAAUGAGGAAGUGUACUUGGGUAUUCUGGCACCCCUGGCCUCUGAACAAUAAUACUUUUUUUUUUUUUUUUGUGUCUUCCUCUAUUCCACCACCAUUCCAGUAUUGCACGCCCAUGCUGUCAUUCAUGUACACUUGCACAUUCAUAUUGCAUGUAUUUACACACAGACACGUACAUAUACACACUGAUUCAUACACAUACAUUCUAACAUCCAUACAGGCAUGUAAUUAAAACCUUAGCCAUGGUGCCUAUUGGGGAGUUGCUGGGAUCACUCUAUCUACUGAUUGCUACCCAGCUCCUUGCAGAUUAGCACUGAUCACUACUGGGCAAUUUUGGGAAGCUGGUUGGUGACCAGUCAACAUGAAGCACACCCUUUUCUUAUAAAAUUGUGUACUUCAGGCAGUCAGUACAUCUCCCCGUUUCUAAAUUAGAGUUCAUAUUUCAGUUUGCUGUUUAUCAGAAUAAAUCUGUCACUCUUUGUAGGUAUCACCUCUGCGAAACAGUGCUUUCAUAACCUGGUGUUGGGUGUGCACUAGUCUAUAAAGGUGCUGUUUAGUAGACUUGUUAGUGCUUUAUUAUUAACAACCCUUGUGGUGGCUAAAAUAUGAGAUGACAUUUGUUUUUUUCAUAUAUCUGCUGGAAAGGCAUCUGCAGUUAGUUCAGAUAUUGGUUUUAAUGGUCUGUUUCAGUACCAAAACACAGACAAUAUUUUUAACGUGGAAAAGAAUAGUGUGUUUUGAACUUGGUAACGGUAUUCAUUAGUUUUCAUGCUAUACAUCACUUAUUUUAAUCUUGCUUGAUUGAACUUUUUAUGAUUGCAUCAAAUGUGACCUGAACACAUAUUUCAGAUUGUUCUACUCCAUGCUUGUCUGGCAAAUACUAAAAUAAUGUGUUUUCCUUCCAUCUACUUACAGAACCUCUUCAACAAGCCGACUGGUAUGAACGCCUCUGUAGUCCCACUGUCCCAGGGCCAAGUUAUCGUGAGUGUAUCAGCAGGAGCAACAACUCAAGCUGGGAACACCACUCCAUCUGUAGUGUCCGCAACAUCCACCUCCUCAUCGUCAUCUGUUAGCAAUUCUGCAGCUGUUGGCUUACAGAGGUUGGCAGCACAAUCACAAUCCCAGACACCUUCGCAACAGCCGCCUCUUCCGCAGCAGCAGCAACAGCAGCAAGGCUCCUUCUCGCGAGCCGCGGUGAAGCUAAGGUGCCAGCAUUGCAAUCGGCAGUAUGCCACCAAACCAGAACUUCUAGAUUUCAAGGUAUAAAAAAAGCAUAUUAAGAUUUAUUUGUCAGGUUAAAGUGCUUGGCAAAAAAAAAAUAUUCUUGUCGAAUAUGUAGUUUGUGUUUAUAUUCCCUUCUUAAAGGAACACUCACAACAUUAAAAUCAACGUUCUGUUUUAAAGGACCACUCUAGGCACCCAGACCACUUCAGCUUAAUGAAGUGGUCUGGGUGCCAGGUCCUUCUAGGGUUAACCCAUUUUUUCAUAAUUAUAGCAGUUUCAGAGAAACUGCUAUAAUUAUGAAUGGGUUAAGCCUUCCCCCUAAUCCUCUAGUGGCUGUCUCAUUGACAGCCACUAGAGGCGCUUGCGUGCUUCUCACUGUGAAAAUCACAGUGAGAGCACGCAAGCGUCCAUAGGAAAGCAUUGCAAAUGCUUUCCUAUGAGACCGGCUGAAUGCGCGCGCAGCUCUUGCCGCGCGUGCGCAUUCAGCCGGCGGGGCGUAACGGAGGCGGAGAGGAGGAGGAGAGCUCUCCGCCCAGCGCUGGAAAAAGGUAAGUUUUUACCCCUUUCCCCCUUCCAGAGCCGGGCGGGUGGGGGCACCCUCAGGGCACUAUAGUGCCAGGAAAACAAGUAUGUUUUCCUGGCACUAUAGUGGUCCUUUAAGAUUAUAUAAGAGCUGAUUUUUCUUUUAAUUUGCACUUUUAUGAAUUGGGAUAAAGAGGGCACGGAGUUUGGAGUGUAACUUUAGGCAGGUUUGUUUGUGAUGUUUCAAUAGCCAGUACUGUAAUUUUCAAUUUAUAAUAUCCUUGUCCAGCUGAGCUCAAGGCCACUAGUCAGGUUUAAAUAUUCAUUUUUCUCAAUAGUUUAAUGUGAUGCCAGCUGAUUGAUACCAAAUCUAAGUGUGUUAUUGCACUAUGAAAAUAAUUUUGUAUAUCAAGCUCUUGAGAGAGUAGUUUGUGUGUGUGUGUAUAGUAUAAAUAGUUCGGCGCUUGUUUUUUUCUGUAUAUCUGUUUGUGUGUUUUUUGUUUUGUUUUUUGUUUCAUUAUCUUUACUUAUCCCUAUAUUUAACAAAUAUAUGUUUAUGAGGAGUAAAAAAUAAAGUGUAAAAAUUCACAUUUUAUUAUCCUACAGCUCAGGACCUGUAUAUUGGCUCCCUGUCAUUCCUUGUUACAGUCUUUGUCCUUUGCACUUGGUAGUGAGCAUAGAGAACGCACACAAAGAAGUAAUAUAAAAACCGGUCUAAUAUUCCAAAAGUAGGAACGACACCAUGGAAACCAGAAAAACAAGCAGUCAACCACUAGUAGCUGGACCGCUUUUACAUCUUUAGAACACUUUUUUAUACUUCUCCUCUUUAAUUUCCAAUCUUAGCAGUUUCCACUAUUAUAAUGUAGUUCCCUUGUGAGCAACACCUAGAAGACUUUUGGGGUCCCUAUUUUGUUCUUUCUUUACCUACUGUAAAUUUUGAAAAUGUUUUGAUUAACUUUCCGCACGUGGCUUGAAAUGGUUUAUUUUCUUUUUUUAGCUUGCAUAGUCCCAGCUAACAUUUUAAUUGUGUAAUAGCAUUUACUAUAAUUGUUUAGGUUUGAAUGCUUUGUAUUUUGAAAAGAAUAUGAAGAAACAUCUUCUUUUUAUGCAGGGUAAAAUGUACCAGUUUUGUGGAAAAACUUGCUGUGAUGAGUAUAAGAAAAUCAAUAUGGUUUUGGCGAUGUGCGAGUACUGCAAGAUAGACAAGAUUGUUAAGGAGUCUGUUCGCAUCUCUGGCUUAGACAAGAUGUUUUGCAGUGAAGGUGAGCUCAGCAUAUAUAUUCAUAGCUUUUAAUCAGAGCCAUGAUGCUCUGCAGAAUAUAAUGUACAACACAACUGAAUAUUAUUGGGUAUAUUUGUAUGAUUGUAAACUUCUCUGUGCUGGGCUGGGGAUAAGCAAUAUGAAUCUAAGAAAUCUUAAUUUUAGUCUAGUAACAAAUCUUUUAAUGUUAGUGUCUACACACAAGCAAUAUAUCCGUUUUCUCUAAAGUGAGCGUUUUCUAUUUUUGUUAGGACCAAUGAAAAAUACCACAUUGCAAAUCUCAUGCUGCUGUUUUAAAAAUGCAUAUUUUUAAUUGUCAUCUGCUAUUUUGUGACUUCUCUAUAGGUUGCAAGCUUCUUUACAAGCAUGACCUGGCAAAGAAGUGGGGGAAUCACUGUAAAAUGUGCAGUUACUGCUACCAAACCUCUCCCAAGCUGGUUCGGAAUCAUUUUGGGGGAAGGUUAGAGGAAUUCUGUGGGGAGGAAUGCAUGUCCAAAUUCACAGUUUUGUUCUACCAGGUAAAUUUUUUUAAAUAUAUAAAUAUUAUUGGCUUGUUAAUUUAUAUUCUUUUUUGCCCUUUGUUUUCCAGUUAGACAAAGGAUUACAUUUUGCUAAUAAGACACAUUCUCUUAAAUAUUACUGGCACUAAAUAAAUUCAGACCACAUCUUACUGUAUUAGGUACCCUGCACUUAGUCCAGGUGUAGUAAACUGUUAUUGUUGCACUGCAUCUUCCAUGUUUCUGAACUAGUUUGUGUUUUGUUUUGUUUUUAGUUUAUUUAUUUUUUAUUCUGGGUGCUAGCUAGUCAACGAUAAAGUCCUUUCAAGAAUUGCUUUAGAGAUGAAGUAAACAAAAACAAUUGCAUACCCAUUCCAUUGUUUAUAUCGUGUGCUGAAUGUCUGUUACAGAUCUUGGUAUCAUCAGCAUAAAGACAUACCUUACCAUCAAGACCUUCUGCAAUAUCACUAAUAAAAAUAUUAAAUUCAAAGUACAUGCAAAAAUUGAGAAAUUUUCCAUUUAAAAUUCAAUAUGUAGGUAGGAACAAAUUACCUCUAAAUUUAGCAGAAACUAGGAAUGAGGCAACCAACUAAAAAGACUCAAUUCCUCAUAAUAUGAUGUCCAAAUGUCUUUUAUUGCAAAUGGUAUGCUGUGAUAAAGGUAAAGUGUAUAUCGGGACUCCAAUUUUCUCCUAAAAGUGAAAUGGGACUGUUUAAUCCAUCAGUGGAAAUUAGGGGUUCUAUUUGCACAAACAAACAUUUGUGUAGCAUUUUUUUCUGUUUGUAGUUAUAUGUUGAUGUUCGCUUGUCUUGGUAAACAAAGAUUUAGGAAGCGGGCUGUCCAUGUCUACUGCAGACACGCUGGUGGCUGAUGAGGCCAAUGCGCGAGAGGCAGAUUCGGCCACAACAGCUGUAAAGGAAAAUCUGGUCUGACUUUGAUGCCACUAUGUUAUGGUCCUUCCUCUGUUUCUUUUUAUUCUCAAUAUCUGCCCUGCAUGCAUUCUCAAAGGAGGAGACAACCUGAUGAAUGUGUCCAAGUCUCUAUCGGAAAUUUGAGCAGACCAGUGAUGAUGGUCAAUGUGACAAGCACAAAGUGAUUUCUUCUUUGGUGCUCCUGUGUUGCGGUGCCUAGUGGUGAGUUCACCAUUCAGCACAGCCUUAGGUAGGUGAUGAUCCUUGAGAAAUGCCCUGCCUAGCACAGCUGCAACUUCAAAAGCAUUGCCUCAAUGCUGGUGGUCUUUGCCUCUUGAGAACUUUGAUGUUGGUGAUGAAGUCAUUCCAAUAGAUGUUAAGGAUUGUGCAGAGACAGUGUUUUUGAAAAGGUUUAUGGAGUUGCAGGUGAUGGUGAUAGGUAACCCACGACUCAGAGCCAUACAGGAGAGUGGUCUGUACAACAUCUCUGUACACUCAACGUUGUGCCUCCUUCUAGAUGUUUGUUGUUCCAGACUCUCUUAUACAGUCUGCUGAACGCUCUGUUUGAUUUUGCCAGUCUAUCUAUCGCUUUGUCGAUCUUGGCAUCUGAACAGAGAAGGUAGCUAAACUGAUGCAUCAGUGUGGUAACGGUUGUAGACACCAUCUUCUUUAUCAAGGUCUACCGUGGCCCUUUGAAACAUCAAGCUGAAAAAGAUUGUGAAGAGAGUUGGUGGAAGAACACAGGUUGGUGCGGUUUCUGACUUGACCUUGACCCCUGAUACCUUCAUGUAGCUGAACGAUCAUAUUGAGAAACUUAGGGGAAUUCCUUAGUGUUUCAGCAUUUGCCACAUACCUUUUCUGCACCAUUUUUAAUGCUUUGGUGGGGUCAAUAAACGUCACGUACAAUGACUUGUUCUGUUCCCGACAUUUUUUAUUGGAGCUGUCUGAGAACAAAUAGCUCUGUAGUCGCAUUGGCUCUCUCGAAACCGUUAUUCUGCAAUGGUGCAUACCAAACUGUUCAAAAGUAUCCUGCAAGAGUUUUUCCUCCGACGGAGAGCAGCGUUAUCCCCGGAUAAGUGGGAUUCUUAUAUAGGAUAAUGAUUAUAGUGUCACAGAGGUCCUGUGGUAGUUUACCUUGUUUCCAGCAGCAAACCAAUCAUGAAGUUUAGUGUGUAAGGCUGGGCCCCAUACUUCCAGAUUUCAGGUGGAAUUCCCUCGACUCUUGCUGCCUUAACAGUCUCCUCAAUAGUGGGAUUCUUGUUCAGACUCUGGGGAUUUUUUUGACGUUGUGGAAUGCAAUGAAGUGCAGAAAUUUGUACCAUGCGGUUGGUGCUAAAGAGAGACUGGAAAUGUUCUGACCACCGAUUCAGGAUGGGUGCCUUUUCUGUGAGGAAUGAUUGACCAUCUGCACUGCGCAAUUAAUUCUGUAUCUGGUGUAAAGGGCCAUACACUGCCUUCAGGGAUUCAUAAUGCCCUCUGCGCUUGGCAUUACUCGAUUGAGUAGGACUUCUCAAAUGUCUGUCGUAUCAUGAUGUAAGCUAUAAGGUGCCAAUGUUUGGACCGAAGGUGUAUCCAAGUUGUCUACAGACAAUUUAUUUGCUUGAAGAUGAUGUUGGUGAAGACAAAUUUCAGCUCCACACAAAACUCUUAACAGAAGGUGCCAAACAUGCUGUUUCCAACAACAUGUUUGUCAAGUACUACUUUCCAGGCUUCUGAGUCCUUGCCUACUCUGGCAUUGAAGUUGCCAUGAAUGUGUAGUUCAGUGUAGAGCCUUAGCCGACUUCUAAGAUAAUAAAGGUUCAAUGUGAAUGGCUAUACUUAAUGAAAGAGCAGGAAAUUACAGAGAAACCAAUGUAUGAAAACUGUCCAAACAGCCUCAGUCCAAAACACACAGAAUCUCAGAAUAACGUCAGUCAGUAAGGGGUUAAAAGGACAAAGCUGCUAGGACCAUUUUGUAUUGAUUUAUUGACUUGCUGAAUAAAUUGUUUCUUGCAGCACUAAUUCACUCAAGAAGAAGUGGGCUUUGUAACCAAUACAUGGCUGAUGUUCAUACAAUUUUUCUUUCUUUUUAGAUGGGAAAGUGUGACAGUUGUAAGCGGCAAGGCAAGCUGAGUGAGUCCCUGAAAUGGCGAGGAGAAGUGAAACAUUUUUGCAACUUGCUCUGUGCCCUUGUCUUCUGCAACCAGCAGUGUGCAUCAGAACCCACUACACUUAUUAACUCAGGUAGAGUAACCACUGCUAACAACAAACUCUAUGCUUUGGGCCAUCAAAUCGUUUACCAUAUUUAAAAUUUGAUUAUUAUUGAUGUGUUUGUCUAAAACCUGUCAUUGUUUUUUUUUUUUGGCAGCCAAUGUUCCCAUGGUGCAGGCAAUCCCGGCAUCAACAUGCUCCUCUGGGGCAAAGGAUUCCACUCCAGUCAUUGCCAAUGUAGUAUCACUAGCAAGUGCUCCUGCUACCCAACCCACCGCUAACUCUACCAAUGUUUUGCAGGGUGAGUACCUACAAACAACAAUCUCUACAGUCUGUUAUAUUAAAUUACGGUGUUAGAUCAAAACGUCUGGGUUUGAGAUUUUUUUCAGGUCUUGCCUUUUGAGGGAGAACCUUUUUAUUUUAUUUUUUAAUUUUUAUUUUGCACCUUCACCAUGAUUUUGUUUAUUUUUUUUAUAAUGCACUAUAUCAUCUUAGUACUGUCCUUUUCAUUAUAUAAAAAAAAAAAAAUAGGAAUAGGAAUAUUAAGGUUGUUGUUUCUUUUAUUUAGCUGAAGGUGGUUUUUCCCCGUUAGUCAAAAAAUGCUUACUGGUUCCAAUCCAGUCCUCAAGACACAGCAGCAGUGCAGGUGUUGUCAUUAUCCUUAUAGGAACAGGAUUGAUAAAUUAAUAAAUCCUUUUCCCAGUGGUUCCCAAUCCAGUUCCCCAUAAGAACUGGAUUGGGAACCACUGCCAUAGCUUGUAGCAUUUUAGUAGCUUAUUUGUGUAUGGUUAAUUUGCCCAGAUAGGGAAUUAUGAGGUUUGCAUUAUGUGAAGUGCUUUGAAUAGUUCGCAAUAAUAAAUUUUGAAUUUUAUUGUAGCCAUAAAAAGUAUGUGUAUAAUGUGUUGAGGAAUUUUGAGCGAGGAAUAUUGAUAGCAUUACUGUUUUUAUCUAACCUGCAUCUUUUUAUUUAAAUCCUUCUCGGCUUCUUUAUUUUCUAAUAGAUAUUUCCUUAAUUCCUUUUCCAUUUCCCCUCUCUUCCCAGGAGCUGUACCAACCUUGACUCCAAAAAUCAUUGGGGAUGUAAGUCACCCUAUUUUAAUACAAUUUGUGAUGUUUUACCAUAUGAAUCUUAUGCACUAUAAAAUCAAGUUUUUUGGGUACUUGCCGCUUGGGAGUAAGACAAGUGAUUUUAGGUUUAGCCUUUAAAUUGGUGAUUCAAAGUCAGACAACAUAUUUCCUCUGUGCUUUUUUAUUUUAUUUAUUUAUUUUUUAUUUUAAAUAAAUAGAUCUCAUCUCUAUCCCAGGUGUCAACGAAUCCCACUGCAUUAAAGGGAAUGUUUAAUUUUAGGAAUACAAGCCUAUUCCUGACAUUUCAUGCAGUUUUAGAUCUAGGUCCCACUUUAAAAGUGAAAGUCAAGCAGUUUUACAAUCUUUCAUCACUCAUCAUACUGUUUUCACCAAGGCGUCACCAAAUCUCCUCUAUAGAGAAGCGUUGUGGGGCUUAAUGUCUAUGUGCAGCAAUUGCCACACUGCAUUAAUCCGCAUCUCCUUAUGUUUAUGGAGUGUGUUCAGCGUAUUCAUGCUGAGCUUGAGGACACCAAUGUUCUUCAUGCAGAUAUUGUUGGACUUUAAUAGGAAUCUCUUCUAUUGGCUGUCAGACGUGUUCGGUGUUCUUAGGGACAAAUGUAAACGUAACAUUUUACUUAAAUGUAAUAAUAUGAGGCAUUGAUAUAAUUUUUUGUGUGGAUUUAAUUUGGACUUUCCUCUGCUUAUUUUCAAGGCAAGUACACAGACAGAUGCCCUGAAGCUCCCUUCCUCUCAGCCUCCUCGGCUUCUCAAGAACAAGGCCCUGCUUUGCAAGCCCAUUACACAAACAAAGGCCACCUCGUGCAAACCUCACACACAGCACAAGGAGUGUCAGACAGGUAUGUCUUGCAAAAAAAAGUGAUCAGCUAUAAAACAAAUAGGAUGGUCUGAAAUGUUGGGUUGGGGUGUAAAAGCUGCUGUCAAGACUAUUCGGUAAAUCCAUGCCACUAGAUCACUAGAUGCUCCUGCUGUCUUAGUCUUAGGAAGGAGUUCCAACAUAUGAGCAAAAACUUAUCAGUAGGAUAUCCCUGCUGGCUUGUAUGGCAUUGCUCCAAGCCUGGCUAAAGACUGAGAUUUCAGGCAUGCAUGUUAGCGUUUAAUGUACAGGAUACAUAUAUUAGGGAGCUGCACCAGACUUUGGCUUCCUUUACUAAAACAUGUCCUGUGCCUGGUAUCCUCUCGUUCCUCUCUUUUUACAAUAUUAAUUUAUUUUUUUUUUUUUUUUUUUUCUCUGGUCUGCACAAUACUAGUUAUUCCAAACAGGCAACGAGUGUAUUCAUGCAAUUAGUCUUUUAUGUUCUUACAGUUUUUUGAAAACUGCCCUGGGUGGAAGCUCCAGGAUCUUAAGUAUUCACCUGGCCUCCUGGAAAACAAAGAUUUUUUUUAUUAUUUUUUUUUUUUAUUUGGAAAUCUGUGUGUGUAUAUAUAUAUUUCCAUAUUUAGUCACAUUUGCUUUGAAAUAUUUAUAAAAAUGCACCAUAAUCACAUUAAAUAUGCAAAGAGUAUCACGUAGUAAAGAUCUGUUUGCAAAGUACUUGAUACCAAUGGUCAUUUGCACGCGUUUUAGUGUUUACUUUAUGAAACAAAUGUUUUUGUGACCUUAAGCAUCUCUUCAGAAGCACAGAAAAAGAUGACUAGUUCACACUAAACCUAAGAGAUGUUAUAUUGCGAGACUGUCUCCUUUUGCCUGAUCCCUAUUUUUAAGGGAAAGGGAGAGGUGAUAUAUUUAAAAACUAACUAAAAUACUGCAGGACUCAAGGGAAAUAAAAUAAGUCGGUAACAAUCCGUAUAUGAUACGGUGGAUAUGAAAGUACAAAACUUGAAGACAAUAUACACAAUUACAAUUAAAAGCCCUAUAUGGUGAAGUGUGAGUGUCAUAGAAAAGGUUUUAUUCUAAAUCCUCCCUACUCUGCCUCCUUUAUUUGACCUCACUUUGAAAGAUCUUACCCAUGGUAAUCUGUCUCCAUAGGCAAAUGCUACUGGGCAUCCAGUAGUUGCUUCCACUGUGUUAUUUAUACCACAUACUGUGCUAUAUUUCUUUUUUAUUAUACUACCCACAUCUCUCCUCUAGAUUAGGACCGUCCCAUACAGACACACAUACUGGCUUCGCUUAGAAGUAAAAUAAAUCCAAAUUGCUUGCAAUGCUAGGGAUCUUAAGAACUGUGAAGCCACAAAGACAUGCACCUUCUUUGUCUGCACUCAUUGCGUUUUCUUGUUUGUGUAUAAAAUUUAUGAAAAAUGCUGUUCUUCAGCAAUUGUAUCCCAAUAUUCUAUUGUUACCGCAAACAUUGUCUUCCUCAUACUAAUGUUUACCUUUUUUCUUACAGAAAGUGAUGGGCAGCCACAGGUCAUUGUGCUUCCAGUACCCGUGCCAGUCUUUAUUCCUGUGCCCAUGCACCUCUACACCCAGUUUGCCCCUGUUCCAUUAAGCUUUCCAUUACCUGUAAGUUCCUUCCUGUUGUAAAAAUGUUUUUAAUUAGUAAUUACCUCAACUUCAGUUUUGGGAUCGGCAAAAGGAAUAUUAGUUAUCUAGAAAGCUCUAACAGUUUGGGCAAAACCGGUUUCUGACCAUUUUGUAAGUGGGUACAUUUUGAAUCCAGGUGAUAGACAAACUAUUGGAAAGUGUCAGUAUGUCAACUUACUGAAUAAUGUCUGUUCUUAUUUCAGAAAAAUAAAUAAAUCAAUGUACUCCUGUGUGAUGUUUUUUAACUAACAAACAAUACAAAGAGAAUUGAGUUCUACAGUGAGUUCUGCUGGUAGCUGUGAUAUUUUAUAUUGUGUGGAUGACAUUUUUAAAGGAGUGCACUCAAGUUGGCAAGGAAACAUUUGAUUUCUAAUCUGCUAAAAUUAUAAUGGAAUUGCAGUACUGCUCUGGUUCCAGAACUCACAAUGAUUUGACUUACUGUGCAGGUGCCCGUCCCCAUGUUUAUCCCCACAACGCUGGAUAAUGCUGACAAAAUUGUAGAUGUCAUUGCGGACUUAAAGGAAAAAGUUCCAUCUGACCCUUUCGAAGCAGACAUCCUUCAGAUGGCAGAAAUGAUUGCAGAGGAUGAAGAGAAGGAGAAAACGUUAUCACAUGGAGGUUAGCUGCUCUAGCAUGGAUCUUUGUAGAUCUGUAUAACUUUUUUUAUUGUAAAUUUGAGAGGACAACAUAUCAUAUAUUGUAACAUACUGACAUAGUAAUGUUGACUGAAAAAAGUCCAUCAAAUUCAGCCUUUCACACAUCUCUUUUUACUAUUGAUCCAAAAGGAGAGGUACUGCUCAAUUUCAGGUUUGUCAGAUGUACCAUUAAUUGGAAAGCAAUUCUAAAAAAAAAUUACAAAACAAAUUUGCAAGUAAUGACAGAUUCACUUUACCAUAAAUCCCCACCAUAGCUAAUGAAGAUUGGCUCAAAAUCUCCACUCAUAUUUAACCCUAGCAUGUAGAAAUUUAGCCCUGGUGUGUAUGCUGUGGCAAGUAACUGUAAGGCCCGGCUAGUAGUACAGGAUGUACAAUGUUAAGCCUUGAUCUAUAAUUUAUCAUAGAGAUACAUUAUACAUUCAUUUAAAAAAUUUUAAUAUAUUAACUCGCCUUCCCUCCGGUCCAGUUACUCCAUUUCUAUAAUCUGUUUGGAGAGACGGUGUGUAUCACCUGUAGGUCUGUGCUGAAAAAUGUACUUCCACAAUUCUGCUACCACAGUUUAUAGAUGACAUUUCUAUGUCUGGUAAACUUAAAGGGUCAUAUAAUAAAAAAAAAUAAAGCGUUAAAGAUAAAUUCAGAUGAUAAUACUGGGCGUGUCAAACUUUCCCUCUCUUUCAAGUAUAAUUUUCUGUAUAUAUUUUCUACUAUUUUUUGAAAAUAAUUUUUACUUUUUUUUUUUUUUUGUAUUUAUUAAAAAUGUUAAUGGUAUGUAUCUGCACCAAUCUCUGUGAUGAUGAAGCAUCAAUACAUUCAUUUUUAUUAAUGGAAAUAUUUUUUGCUAAUUUAUCUAUUAUCAUGUUUACCACAGAUCAAGGAAGUACGUACAGUGGAGACUUGGAAUCUGAGGCAGUGUCUACACCACAUAGCUGGGAGGAUGAAUUAAACCACUACACUCUGAGGUCCAACAAUGUUCCAGAGCCUGACACAGAGCUACGGCAGCUUUCCAGAGUGGGAACAGAGCAAGACCUUGAAGCAGAUUUCCCAACAGGUCUAUAUUUUCUACAAGUAGUCUCAUAACUUUAUUAAUUUCUGCAGAAUUGCAUAGAAAAGGGACACUACACUUCCCAAAUGAAGUUUAGUGAUAGUGAUCACUGUUUAGUUUUAUUUUGAAAACAUGCAUGCAUUUAACCCUUUAAGGACACGACAUGUGUGACAUGUCAUGAUUCCCUUUUAUUCCAGAAGUUUGGUCCUUAAUGGGUUAAUUAUGCAUUUUCAUUGGCGGUAUAUUUAAAAAUAACUUGCAACAGCUGCAGAUCUUAACCCACUCUAGACUUUUUGUGGCUGUCCAAUCACAGGCUUCUCAAAACAGCUCAGUGAGAAGUAUUUGCAAGGCAGGAGCUCUGGGCAAUUGCCUGCUUGAGUUUAGAUCCACUGAGCUAAAUUUAGCAGGAAUUAACAGGACUGCUUGUCUGCUUGAAAGUAGGUGUAAAAAGGUCAAUAUAUAAAAAAAAAAUCUGAUUUAAAUUUUUUUUUAGAUUUACCUUCUACUUCUUGCUUGCAGUUUCCUUGCCACCAGAGGGUGCAUACUGAUCCGGCCAAUCAGUGUCCUCUCCAUAAGAAUUGUGGUCGCAGAUAUACAAUUGAAAGAUCUUGCAAUCUUAUCAGUGACAUUGCGAGAGCCCAGGAGGAUGCUGCCCCUGAAUGCGCCUCUCUCACAUUCAUGACUGGCAAUUCUCCUAGAUGAUGAGCAUUGUAUAGCAUCUUUGCCUCCUGCUUAGAUAGUUGACCCUAAAUAAAACUGGCUACAAGUUGCCAGUUAGUGUUUAUCGGACACACCAGGCUUAUAUAUGACUGCUCAUAGAGACCAACCAUGUUUCCAUGAAGGAGAUUUCAGCAAAGUGCUUUUGCAACUAAUAUGUCACAAACAGGCCCGGACUGGCCAUCGAUCACACCGGGCAAAUGCCCGGUGGAUCAAGGUGGCUAUGGGCCGAGACCGGCAGGGGAGGUUACAGGAUCUCUCAUGCAGGGCCAGUGCUAUGUGAGCGCCGGCCCCGCUGUUUUCAUUGACGGGCCGGUGAGGAAAUCAAAGAUCUCCCUCACCGGCCCACUUGAAUAGACAUGCGGCUGGGGAGGGAGAGGAGGACCCGGCGGAGCUCUAUCUUGCAGCUCCGCCGGGUUCCUCUCCAGAGAUCGGGUCGUUGCCAUGGCAACGUCCCUGAUCUCGCAAGAGACUCACCACUAGGACCACCAGGGAAGGUGUGAGAGUGCCGCCAACACCCUCCCAGGUACCACCUCGUCGCGCCCCCCCCCCCAAAACACGACACUCAGCACCCUAAAACACAUGACACAGGCCCAUCUAGUCUGCCCAAUUUUUUUUACACACACUGAACCCCUAAACACAUUACAUUCCAGACACACACUAGAUCCCUUACCCAAGUCUGGAUCAUAUACACACACUAGAUCCCUAUAUACGCACACCCACUAGAUCUCCUAUACACAUUCUGGGUCCUUCAAACACACACUAGACGCACGCACACACACCACCUACACACACACACUACAUUCCUAACAUACACACUAGAUUCAUUGUAAGUAAACACAUACUACACCCCUAAACACACAGUCUCUACAACCCCUAGCCACAUAUACAUUACAUUACACCACAAACACGACAUGACUAAAACCGACCUUAUUACACAAUACCACACCACAAUCGGCUCACUCUACACAGACGCAAUCCCACAAGCAGGCUCCAAACAGAUGCACAAAACUCUUUCCUGGCCUUUUUGUCUCCAGGUGUCCCAUUUUUAGAGACACCAGAGACAAGUUACAAGGAAACACAGUGCAAGCACGUUAUUAAAUUUGCUUGCACUGUGCAGAACACAUACAGGGCUUUUUUUUUCCUCAUGCUAGAGCUCUUCAGCAUGGUCUGCCCUGGAAGAGCAUUGAAUCAACAUGCUCACUUUGAGAGGGGAGUGUUUGUCAUUGAUGAUGACAAAAUACACCCUCUAUGCCCCGCACUGCCACCUUCUAAGUGGGCCGCUGUGAUGAUAAAAAAAUGCCUGGGCCGAAUUUUUUUCCCAGUCCGGCCCUGGUCACAAAAAUAGGACAACCACCUUUCUGGAUGCACACUUUCAAGAGCUGGGAGGUAUGGAAUUGAUGGGAUCUGAUGAGUAUAUUAUUAAUCAAAUUAGUAUGGGACUGUUGCAGAUUUACUUGAUAAGCCUUGUAUCAUCUGAGCAGCAUAUAAUACACAUUAUAAAUAACUAAUGGAGGUGGUAAGCCAAGAGUUGUAAUAGUAGUAAUGCGAAUGUAUCAGACGUUCAAGUGUCAUAGUUUGCAGAAAAGCUGAAACUCAAAAUUUAGACAAGAAUAGCAUGCGAUCUCAAGAAACCUAGGAGAUCUGAGUUUAAUGUAAAAGGGAGGGCUGGAGAGAGGGUUUCACUUGUAGGCAUGCUCACAGCACUGCCUGCAAGUGUAGAAGGUCUUACAUCUGUCAUCAGCUUGCAGUGUGUGCUGAUGACAGAUGUAAUUGUUGCAUAGAGUUGACAUUAGGCAGCCCAAAACAGAAUUCCAGGCUGCCUUAGUUAUGUGUGCCUGGGAUGCAACUAACCCCCAGCACAAUAGUGCAAAUAUCUCAACUUUCAAGCAGAAACGCUGUACAUACAAAUUUCUUCAUCCAUGACCGCUUCUGAAAAGCAAAUAUGAUUAUGGAUGUUGAAGUAACCGUUUAAGGGAAAAAAUUUCAAACCUGCACUUGGUUGAUAGCUUGGUGGCUGUAGACCGAGGAGACAGAGAUCUCAACUUGAUUCAACUAUAAAAAGAACACCUCCUUUUCAAUGCUUCCACUUGGAACAUUCUUUCAUACAACAAAACAUUUAAAAAGAAAAUCCUCCAGUAAUGUCAGUUGGAUGCCAGAGACAUCUACACAGCCAUUUUAGCUUUUGCUACCUUUCACUAUCCUUUCUAUCCUACGUGUCUGUUUUUUUUUCUUCCUCACUCAAAACUUUUUUUUAUGUCCUGUUGAGGGUUAUUUCCACUGGUUUGUUAAUGUCAAUGUCAUGACGUUGAAGAUGGCCCAUCAUUUUUUAUUUGUGGUAUUUUUCAUGUAUGAAAAUUGCAUUGAGUUGCUACUUGUUCUCUGGUGGGCUUGCUGAUUUUUGAGCUGUGAUGUCUUUCUUUGAAGCCGUGGGUACUUAGCCCACUCACUAGUGUAGCUCCAGAAAUAACCUAUUCUUUUUUUCCUUCUUUUUGCUGUUUUUUUUUUUUUUCCUGACCCAUAUAUCUGCAGUUUGUAAAAUUAAUUAUUCUAUGUGCAUUUUUAAUUUAAACACAAACUUAUGACCAUUACUCAUUUUUGGUCAAUAACAAUCAGUAUUUUUCUCCAAUUACAGAAGCAUUUGACCCAUUAAGUAAGGGCUCUACUUUAUUUGGACGCUCACGGGGCAGGCGAAAACACAGGGAUGGUUUUCCACAGCCUAAAAGACGGGUGAGUGAUUACGUCAAGUUGAUCUUCUGUCAUAUAUACGUAGUAGGGAUUGUACAUUCAAAAAGAAGCUGACAAACUUUCUUUGUAGUAACAUGUUAUUCCACAGACUUAAACAUUUAAUACUAGUGAACAGAAAUCACAUUUCCUGUAAUGUACUGUAUCUGGAUUUGGUAGCCGUAUUUGCUUUAUUGCAUUUGAGAGCUGUCUAAUUUACUCCUUAGUGGGUGAAAUAAUGUGUCAUUGAGAAAUGAUUUCCCCACGCGGUCUGUUUUCCGAUAAUAGUGUUAUGUUGACAAAAAAAACAAAACCGACUAAUGAUCUAUUUUUUUUGUUGGGCCACUAAUUGUUUGUAUAUAAUAUACAGAAUAGAAAGUUGCCCUAAAAUUUACUUGGCAGCUAGAAUAAAAAAAAAAAAAAAAAAAGAAUUAAAAAUAAUACAUGUUUAUGUCUGUACUUUAUAGUCUGCUUCCACAAAUCUGUCAUUGCUCAAUUUAGGGCCGGAAGAAGUCUGUUGUGUCUGUCGAGCCACGGAACCUCAUGCAAGGAACCUACCCAGGGUGCUCAGCUUUGGGCUCUACACUGAAAUACAUAUAUGGGGUUAAUGCUUGGAAGAAUUGGGUGCGAUGGAAAAAUGCACAAGAAGAUCCAGAAGACAUAAAGUUUGGGGGUAAGCAACAAGUUUCUGGAAAAGUUUACUGUUCAUGAGAAACUAUCAUUUGACACAAAAAUUUAAGAAAACCUUUCUUCCAAAUAAAAUUGAAAUUUCAAACUUUUAUUUACCGAUCAAACUGGUCAAAAUAACAAAAACGUAUAGUGUUUUCAAUCCUUGAAUAAUGCAAAGAAAACAUGUCCACAUUCAUAUUUAAACACAAUACUAAUAUUUUAACAUGGGAAGAGUUCAGAAAUCAGUAUUUAGUUUAAUCUGAUUUUUCAAUCAUUGCUUUCAUGCAUCUUGGCAUGCGCUCUGACAGUUUUUCAGAUUGCUGUUUGGUGAUUUUAUGCCACUCCUUGUGCAAAAUGUCAAGAAUCUCAGCUUUGAGGGUUUGUGAGCAUCUUCCCUCUUUGUCACAUGUUAGAAGUUUUCAUUUGGGGUGCAUGUCUGGAGAAUGACAUGGUGGUGUUCUGGUGUUCAUCCAUUCACACCUUGAUUGGCCUGGUUUGGGGGAGGGUGAGGGGAAUAAUCCUUAGAGUUGGGGAAUCUGCCCAAUUCCAGCCUUGCCUAAGCAUUCUUACAUCCUAGAUCUUCCACCAAUUUCCAUAGCAAAUGCAAGACACAGUGGUUUGUAGACCUGUCCAAUGACCGUACUCCAGUCCUUAUGGUCUUUUGCAAAUGUGAGCCUGGCUCUUCUUUGCUUCUCAUUGAUGAAGACAUUUUUUUCUACCUUUGCACAACUUCAACGCUGCUCCUAGUAGCCUCUUUUGAAACCAAUCACCCCAGCUUCCAUUUGCCACUCUUUUUGUUGGUUAUUUGAUGUCACCCUAUAUAUGUUGAGUGACAUUCAAAUGAGCUUUCCGUCAUCCCGGUCAGUGGAGAAUUGUUUUUGCCCUUUGCCAGUCUAUAACUUUGUCCCCAAUAUCUACUGCUUGAUCGUGUUGUUUUGAACUGCUGUCUUUGAAAUUUUAAGGAUGGAAGCAACCUGGAAUGGCUUACAUACAUGUUGAUUAAGAAAGAAUUGGAGUGGUCUCUUUUUAUACAUUUAUGAAUGUAUGUUAUAAACCAGGAUUUAUAUAUCCAAGCAUCACAUAUGACACUGGAUUAUUUAAAAUGGAAUGUGCAAAAAAUGUUCUACAGCUUUUACUUUUUAGGUAACCAACAGCAGAAUUUCAACAAUUUCCACAUGUUAAUUUGGCAAUUGGAGCUGCUACAUAAGUAGAAUUGGUGUUUGUAUCUGUUUAUGCUCUGACAUGUGUAUAAUAAUUAAAACAGAAAAGAGUUUCUCCUACAGCCUUGUUUCUACAAAUGGAUGUGUCAUUCACCUGUUUGACUCUGCUUUCUUGCAGUCCGGCCUGUAAAGCUAAAAGAAGACAUCUUAUCUUGCUCCUUCGCUGAACUCAGCUAUGGACUGUGUCAGUUCAUUCAAGAGGUACGCCGGCCGAAUGGCGAGAAGUACAGCGCUGACAGCAUAUUGUAUCUGUGCCUUGGCGUCCAACAGGUAACUCACAUGGACUCUAAUUACAUCUGGGAUGUCUCUUCAAUGUCUGUUGUCAUAAAUCAAUGCUUUCUGUUUGUUACGUAUCUGUGUACUUUAUACAUACAUAAUCUUUUACAUGUCUUUGUUUAUAAAAAAAAGGCAGUGCACUUAAAACACUUUUGUCCAAUUUGAAACAUUUCCAUUUAGAAGUACUCUCUUCACCCUAUCUUUAAGCCAGUGUUUUAUCCAAAAACACAAUUUUUCAUCUAAACCAACUGACUUCAGUUUUGCUAGUUACUUUUUGUGUGGAACUGUAUCAGUUACCUUGGUAAAACCCAAGUAGAUCACAUCUAUUUGAUCGCCACAAUCUACCCUGUUUUGGCUAAACACCAUAGAGCAUCCCAAGAUGACAUAUUGUGUAAUAAUACGGAAACCUUGUUAACUAAAUAUAGUAUGGGGGGCGGGGCCUGGCUGCAGAGCAGAGAGGAAGCAUGUCUUAGCAGCUCCUGCUCACCAGAACAAACAAAGCAGAAUAUCGCGACUAAAACAGCGGCUACCCGAUACAACAAUGUCACCAACCGACAGGGAACAUUGAGGUGAACAAAAUGACACCACUUAAGCGACAGUUCAAGCAAUACUCACCCAUCACCCUGGUGAGGCCUACAAGCAAGGCAGGCGCAGGAGAGAUGGCUGCUCCCCUGCUGCCACAACAAGGCGAAAACUUAAACCGGGGCCUGAGUUCCCAACAACCCCCCCCCCCCCAGGGACCGGCGGGGUAAUCCCGGUCCACCCAAACUCGAACCCCAUUCAAAGUACUGGUAACAUGACACCAACACAGAAUCCCGGGCCUACUACCGACAAGGCCAACAAAAUGGAGGAUGCCUCUCACGCUACUGACCCAUGCAAUGCAGUGCUGGAAACGGAGCGCCGGUUAAAUAAAAUCUUUGCCUCUUUUUGGGAGAAACUGGAGGCCCACAUGCAACCUCCGGUGCCGGAGAAUCUGCCCACAGACCUGCCACAGAACCUACAUGAGGCAGUCAAGCGGAGGGUAGCACUAACCCCCUCUGAAAAUAAACCCACAAGAGGCAAGCACCAACAAGGAGCCAUCUCGGGUUCAUGCUUCUGGAGCCCCACAGAGUGCAGCAGCAGACCAGGAGCAGCAAAACCCAGGAGAGGGCGCCCAAGGCCACCUCACCUGCAAGCGGAGAUGCGACACAAGCUCUGGAUUGGCAAAGCGGGCUCGAACAAGCAGGAGAAAUGGCGGGACGCGAGGCCCUAUGAAGCGACAGCCACAGGCAGAUCCUCCCGUGGCAGUGGCAACCCACGAUCGGUCUGGGAGACAGGCCACGCAACCACAAGACAAACUCAAUAUGCCCCACCAAGAUCACGUCCACACGGCACAAGGUCCAUACGCACCUCAACCCAUGGGCUACCGAGAUGGAUGCCUCAACCUGCACAGUGUGGAUACACACAGCCCCUGCAAGGCAUCGGCUGACUUGAGAAUCAAGCCGGGGACUCUAAGACAGGCAAGGUGCAUAUUGCCUAGUACCCUUAAGUACUUUAGUUGAACGUUUAGCUUCUGCUAUAGAGACAGUCCUAACCUACCUUGAUUACUUGGGGGGACGAGUGGGGGGGUCUUAUUUUAUGUUUAUCUUAUGUUUAGUUAUUUGACAGAAUGCUAAUCGCUACACAUCACAUGCUCGCAAACUGUAAUUUGCUUGUUGAUCGUCUGCUAUGUCUAGCAUUACUAACUUACUAAAAAUGCUCAGCUCACUCCUGCCAUAACACUGUAAAAUUGUGUUGAUAAUGUUUGCGCUUGUUAAAGCAGUUAAGCUAAUACAGGCAUCGACGACUCAUCUGCCUACACGCCAUUGGGUCAAGACAGCUAUUCCCGCAAUGUCUUAGAUAAACCACAGUUAAUUAUCUGGUUAACAGUAUCUAAUGUGAAAAAAAUUAUAGGAACACAGCUUAAUCUAGUAUGCUAAUCUCGCAUAUGGUUGCAGAUUGUUUCUUACUGCAUAGACAGUUUGGACUAACCGGUCUCCUACUCUACAUAAACUUUAAAAUGUGCAAUCAGUAUGUAAUGCUUGCCAUCUAGCAUAGUAUGUUGUUUCUUGCAUUCUCAUCUCUCACCUCACAAGUAUCUAAGUUUAAAAACAGUCUUCACGUCACUAUAUAUAAAAAAUGUGCAUUGUAUUCCCAUGUCAUGCUUUACUACAUUGAUGUUUAUUACUAUAUCGCGGGUACAUGCUGUUGGGGCAUGGCACAUGCAUUUGCAACUGUUAUGUUUCCUUAUGAACUCAAAAAUAAAGAAUUUAUAAAAAAAAAAAAAACUAAAUAUAGUAUGUUUUAGUGCAACUGAAGUACUGACUGAAUAUAAUAGGUGUGUUGUAACAAGUUGUAUUAUAUUGAACAAUUUGAAUGGACCUGCAUUAAUUAGGUGGCACAAUGAGUAUAAUGCAAAUAUGGGUGCGGAAUAAACAAAAUUUAGUGACAUGAGAUAAAGUGUUAAGCAGUUAGUUGCCUCACUCACAUACCCAAACUGGUUUGGUUGUUCAGAGAACAAUAAAAAUGCAGUUAGAGAUAUUCUCAGGGUUCCAACCAGAAGAUUUGUGAAGAUGUAGUGCAGAAAUCAUAAGAUUACAGAGGGGGGAGGGGGAAGAAUGAUCACUAUGGGAAAGAUGGUUGGGGGGGAGGGGAGUGACCACUAAGGAAAAGAAAGGGGGCAAAAAUCCUUGCACCAGCCCUACUGAUGACAUUCCAAUGACUCUGCCAGAGCUGGAGUUACACCUCCAUCAGCAGGGUUAAAAUCAAUACAUGCUGCACGUACAUAUUCAAGGCACCAUGACCACUUAAAAUCACUGAAGUGGUCAUGGUGCUUGGAGUAAUUCUUUAGGACUUAAAACAUUCAGUAAUUUCUAACAGAAAUGUAUAAUGUCUACAUGUGUGUCAUGUGCAACUGCAUCUGUAUUGUUAUAUAACUGCUUUAUGUAUAAAAUUAUAUUUCACUAAGCACACUUUUUACUUUGGAAAUAAAGAAAAGACUUAAAAGGAGCAACACUUAAUGAAAACCUUAAUGGGGGGGAGUGGGGAGAACAAUUUUUCAGAAUUUUCUUGUUUGGUUUUUAUUUUUGUUUUUGUUUUUUUCAUUCUUCCAGUACCUGUUUGAGAAUGGAAGGAUAGACAGCAUCUUUACAGAACCCUAUUCAAGAUUUAUGGUGGAACUUACAAAGCUGCUGAAGAACUGGCACCCACCAGUAUUGGCUAAUGGUAAGUCUUUAGAGAGUGGCACUUAUUUAAGGCUGGUUAUAUCUGGGUUGUAUCUCAAGUUACUGCAUCCUGGAUUCAAAAUUCCUCUAUAUUUAAUAUUUUCCUCUCUUCUUCUAGGUUACAUGUUUUCAAGGAUAGAAGAGGAACACUUAUGGGAAUGCAAACAACUGGGGGCCUACUCACCUACUGUCCUUCUAAAUACCCUCCUCUUUUUCACCACCAAAUACUUCCAGUUGAAGACUGUGAGUGAGCACCAGCAACUUUCUUUUGCCUAUGUUAUGAGGCGUACAAAGACGAUGAAGUACAAUACGAAGACCACCUUUCUUCGCUUCAUCCCACCAUACCAUAAGCCAGAGUUGGAGCCUGGUUAGUAUUUUAUUAAAACAUUCACUAAUGUCUAACAAAUGUAUGUCUACAUGUAUGUCAUGUGCAACUGCACAUAUCCGUUAACGAGAAGCUUAAAUAGUCAAAUAAGGUUCAUACAUUACAGGUGCAUUUAAUACUGAUGAGUAUCCAUUUUACAAUAGAGUGGUGUGGUCCAAAAUCUGCCAUCUAUGUUUUUCUACGUAGGGGAGAAUAAAAUUGGGGGGGGGAGGAAUCGUGUGAUACAAUAAAAGUGAUACAUUUAUUAGCUAAAAGAGGAAUGAUAUUUAAGCUUUCAGGACACGAAGGUUCCGUUAUCAGACAUAUCUGUUGCAUGAAGGUCAGACUUAUUUAUACAUGGAAGAAGAAACAAAAAUACAGGCAAAUAUACAAAUACCAUUAGUCAGUUCAUUUGUGAUAGAAAAUUAUCAAAAUGUUUUCAGUAAUUUCACUUUAAAACUGUGAUGUUUCCCAUGUCUUUUGUAGAAGAUACAGAUUAAAAACCAGCGCUCACAAAAAUACAGUUUUAAAAUGUACAAGGCUACUUAAUAUCACCUAUCGCCAAAAACAAGUAUGAGGAUUCAGUUCCAUCAUAUGACCAUGUUGUGUUAAGCCCAUCACUACGCCACAAUGCUCCAAUAUCGGUGGGUCUGACAUUAAUUUUAAUAUGGGAGACAUUAAAUAAUGCUAGUGCUAAAUGAACUAAAGUUUAUUUAAUUUAUUGAAUCUGUUGUAACGGCUUUGUGAAUAUACACAAUGCAACGUUAAUGUGAUAAACACAAUUCACCGAUAUUGGAGUACGGUCGUGUAGUGUUGGGCUUAACACGAUAUGAAUAUGUGAUGUCACUUAAUUACCAUAAUUUUUUGCUGAGAGAUGAUUUUAGGUAGCCUUGUAAAAUUUAAAUCUGUAUUUUUGUUUGCGCGUUCUGUAUUUUGUAUACAUUUUAGUCAAUACUGCAGAACCGUUGCGAAAUGCAUGUUUCGGGUGUGCCCCCAGUUCCCCCCUUUUUUUUUUUUUUUUUUUUUUUUUUACUAUGUAUGUUUUGAAGUCCAGACCAGAUUCCUUUUGGGUUGAGCACCCUGCCCCUUACCCCAGCUUCAGGUGCCCCUUUGUAAGUGACCACAGAAAAGUAUAAGUCUGAGCAGGAUUUGCAUAGCAAUGUGACUUUAAUAUGAAUUUUCAAAAUAUAUGAGAAUAUAAAGCAGAUAUAUGUUAGGCAUUGUAAGUACAUACAUUGAAGCACUUUUACUUUGUCUAGUUUUAACACUAUAUUUUUUUUUGGUGUUUUAUCACAUUUAUUUUGCACCCCCCCUUCCAACUAGGUCCUCCGUCCACAACAAGCAGGUGCUAAUGCUUUCCUGUGGGGAAAAAUCUGACGCUAGAUGUCCUCAUGCAGAGUAUCUAGUGGCUGUCUACCAGCUGACUUGCAAUAUUUAACAUUGCAGCGCUAAGUGCAAAAGGGACACUGUACCCAGACCACUUCAAUGAGCUAUAGUGUCCCUUUAACACAAUAUUUUCAUAUGGUGGAACUGAAUCACCAUAUUUGAGAGAGGUGAUUUUAAGUAGCCUUGUAAAAUUUAAAACUGUAUUUUUGUGUGAGCUGCUCCUUAAUCUAUAUUUUGUAUAAAUGUUGGUCUCUCCAGCAGCACCAUUACUGCGAAACGCAUGUUUUGGAUGUACCCCCAAUUCCCUUUUUCUUUUACUACAGUUAGAGCUCUGCAGGGACAUAGUGUAAACUGAAUAAACUUGUGAAUUAUGUCAAAUAGGCACCCAUAAUCCCCUGUCUUAUAUUCAACCCAGCAUCCAGCGCAUCAAACAUAACUAUAACUUUGAAAUCCCACAUCCUUCUUUCAGUCUGAGAUUUGAAGUUUACAUUUAUUACGGACACUUUCAACUACUGUUGAAAUGUUUGCCCACAGGAGUGUCGGUUUAUAUUGUAUAGUGUCUUUUGCUCUGUUUCCGACUCUGUUUAUAAAUAGGUUUUAUGCUCUGAAUCCUGGAUUGAUUAAAAACCAGGGGUUCGUGGGGUGCCUCUUUGACAUUAUAUUAUUCUCUUUUAGUUAUUUGGAUAGCAUGGUACCAAUAAAACAAUUAUCAAUUUUUACAUAGAUAAACUGUCAUUGGGGAAGCGGAAGCGAGGGGAAGACGAAGAUGGACAGUUUGUAAUGGAGAUGGCAGAGAAUACAGACAACCCACUCAGGUGCCCAGUAAGGCUUUAUGAAUUCUACCUUUCUAAAUGGUAAGUUGGUAAAACUUUGUUUCCACAGUACAGCUGUUUUGUUUUUGAUCACACAAUGCAAUGGAGAUUGGCCAUAUUUUAUUAAAUUAAUAGUAAAAGGUCACUAACAGAAUAAACGUACUGAGUGAACGUUUAAAACUAUAUUGUGCAAUGUACAUAUUGAGCUGGUUGAAUAUAGUAUUGACUGUUUACAUCGGCAGAAUAAUGCAAUUUGAGCAUUUAAAAUGUUAAAGGUACAGGUUUAUCAUAUUCCAUUUGUUUGUUUUUCUUUUAUUUAUAAAUUUCUAUUACCAAGUUUCUAGAAACUGUGAAGUGUUAUUUUAAGUUUAAGGGCAAGCAGCCUAUUUGAGGGGAAGACCAUAGAUUAUAAAUUGGGUCACUGUUGAUAGAUAUGUGAUCGUCAUUUUUGGGAAAAUAUAUCCAUCUGCACAGAGAAAUUGAAUACUAUUUUGUCAUUUAUGUAAGGUUGUGGAGUAUAUUUGUAGGUCAGCAGUCAUGAUUUUAAAAGUUUGAGUAGUCUUUGUGUAAAUAUUUGAAAUAUGUUUAUUUUAAGGAGGGACCUCAAAAUGUCAUGUUUUUUUAUAAAUUAUUUCCCACCUGUACUUACUACGGAAUUUGCUGUCUAUAGUGUGCAUCUGCAUAUAAACAUAGCUGACUGUUUGUAACAGUAUGCCCAGAUCCAGUUGUCAGUCCAACAAUGGCAGACUUUAGUAUCUCCUCAUUUAAGCAUUGUAUUGCUUCCCCUGUGCAUGUUAGAAAACUAUGGAAACCUGUCCUUUCUUGUUCUACUCAAGCAUUUCUGUAGAAUACUUUACCAGUGAUGGCUAACUUUGAUAAGUCAUUUAACUGAACUUUACCAUAUUGCUCUGCCGUCCAACAGGCCGAAAGUUUACUUUUGAGUGUCUUGGUCACCACUCUUUAUUGCACUCUGCAGAAUCAGUUUGUCCAUAAUUGUUUGUAAUGGUUAAGAAACAUGUUGCAGAAUUAUGGCUGGUAAUUUAUUUUACUUUUUUCCACCAAGUGGCUCAUAAAUUGUUUAGUUACGAUCAUAGAGCCACUGCCCUGUUUAUCAGAAAUGAUUAUCAUAAGUCUGAUUGUGUGCAAGUAAUGUGUAUUUCGUUAUCAUUCCUUCAGUUGGUUUAUCCUCCUCCUCUUUAUUAUUCCCCCAAGCAGUUCUGAAAGUGUGAAGCAGCGGAGUGACGUCUUCUACUUGCAACCAGAGCGUUCCUGUGUCCCUAACAGUCCAAUGUGGUUUUCCAAUAUGCCUAUUGACCCUGGCACGUUGGACAGCAUGUUGACCCGCAUCUUAAUGGUCCGAGAGGUUCACGAGGAGCUGACCAAAGCAAAAGAAGACUCAGAUGUGGAAUUGUCUGAUUAA